Molecule: messenger RNA, 54485 nt
Organism: Podarcis lilfordi (Lilford's wall lizard)
Lineage: Eukaryota; Metazoa; Chordata; Lepidosauria; Squamata; Lacertidae
Source: the annotation of a GenBank genome assembly
AUGAGUGCAGUCACAUCCUUCGGCCCUGAGCUCCAUAUCCUCCUCAGUUUACUGGUAGGUAAACAUUAUUUUAGAUCUUGUUAUGGGUCGCUGAGGAUAAUUGCAAAAGCAGAAGGUUUAUUGCGGCCGAGCCACACAACGUGCAUCCGUAAUACGGAUAAUGCACCAGUGACAAACUUUAUCCAGGUUGUACAAGCUGCUUUGCAGAUGGAAAGGUGAAACAGAAGCCACUAUGAGAAUGACAGCAGUAAAAAUGAUUUAUGGGUACGAGCCAGCUGAAACCCUGAUAAGUCUCACUGGCUGCAAUAAGAGUUAAGCAUUCAACAAAUUCUCUCCAUCUGAAGUCAAUGGGCCUGGAGGGGUAAGGGAGGGACGUAAUUUUUGUUGGCUUGCAGUACAGGUGAUAGUAAAGAAGGGCUUUCUUACAUUAAAAAGGUUGCUUAAUAGAUAGAAUAAAAAAUAAUAGUCAAUUUAAAAAAUGAAACAGCAAUAAGCUAAUAAAUCGUGAACAAACCCAAAGUAUCUCUAGGUCUGUUUGUAUGGGGGGGGUGAUAGUGGCAGUGACAGUCUCAAUUGAUAACAGAAAACUGUUACCCAUAUAUAAUUUGCGUCCUUCCAUUGAAGUGAAGAUAUUGCAAUGUAAGAAUCUCUUUUAUUCGUGUGUGUGUGUGUGUGUGUGUGUGUAAUAUAAAGUACAAAAUUACAAGUGCACAGAGUAAAAUAGGACACACACAAAAGAAGAAGCAACAAGCAAUAGUACCCAUGUAGAAAGCAAAGCAGAAUUAAAAAGGGGGGUAUUGUAGUUAACCAGACCUUAUCCUAGGGCUGCCAUAUCCUGGAUUUGUGUGCUGAAAAUAGCAUCCUGAGAAUCGGUUAAAAUGUCUGUGGAAACCCAGGCAUAUGGCAAGUAUGGCAUUGUUGUUGCGAAUUACCUUAAAAACAAAAAAGCUCAAAAACUUUUUUGGGGGGGAGAUUUUGCACACACACACACACACACACACACACAGCUUUUGUCUGGAUUUUCCUUUCUGAAAUAUGGCAGCCGUACUUAACCUAAUAUGGUGUUUCUAAAAAUGAAUUCCAAAUAUCAUUAAAUUUGUCCAUGGGAAGUCUACAGUUGAAGACAACUUGUUGAUGUGAAGUGAGUUUGUACAUAUCUUCAAGGUUUCUUAUUCUUUGCAUAUCUUCUUCUGCAUUUUCACAACUUCAUUUCCUCCCCUCACAUUAGAGAAUCCUCUAAUAAUGUCCCCUUCUACUUUUGAUGCUCUUCUGCAGCAUAUAAAUGCUCAUGUCUGAAGAGAGGAACAGAUCCUGGGAGUCUACCAUUCUUAAUAUUCAGACAUAUUUGUAGAACAACCUUACGCUGUGUGAAAUGGAGGUGGCGUUUAAUUAAGGGCAAAGGCAGAAAAACCCAUAGCCUAUUUACAGAAAAGGCAGCUGUAUUGUGUGACAGAUGAGAAAAAUACAAGUUUAACAAUGGUGGGAUGAGCAAAGAGCUCUUUUCAUGAAAAAAUGAUCAGGGAAUCCCUUUGGCUGAAAUUCUGUUAAUAUUUGUUGCAAUUGGUUCAUUCAUCGACAUGACGAACUCAAGGCAGUUAAUACCAGUGUUAUGCAUUCAAGGGCCAUGUUGAUAUCUUUGCACAGAGGUCCAUAGGGUGUCAGGGACUAGCAAGACUCCGAAGAGGGUGGGAUGGAGGCAGGGGACCAGGGGAGCAACCCAAGAGACCAGUGAUUUAUGGGGUUUCGUGCCACCCACAAAGCAAAUCAGUCUCUUAAGAUUAAACCAAGAAAGAGUACAGUGGUACCUCGGGUUACAUACGCUUCAGGUUACAUACUCCACUAACCCAGAAAUAGUACCUCGGGUUAAGAACUUUACUUCAGGAUGAGAACAGAAAUUGUGCUCCGAAGGCGUGGCAGCAGCAGGAGGCCCCAUUAGCUAAAGUGGUGCUUCAGGUUAAGAACGGACCUCCGGAACGAAUUAAGUACUUAACCCGAGGUACCACUGUACCACUGUACCACUGACCUCUAUAAGACUGAAUAUCAAUAUACGUAUCAAGACUUUGAGAUUAGACCAUUGAAGAAGCCCGGAAAACUAUCUUGGGAGUGUGCUACCUGCAAGCCCCAGUUAAAGGGCCUCAUCGGGGGCGAACAGCAACCUUUUGAUUACUUGGACUGCCAGGGCAAAACAGGUGCAAAACGCCGGCACCCUGUCUAUUAACAUCGAUCUACAACUCUUCUAUCAUCUCUUGGUAUUGUGAAUAUCACCGAACUUACCUUUGGUUGGUACCUUCAUGAACUUAUCUAAAAGACUGAGUGAAGCAUUUGAAAAAUCUAUUGAAACCAGACAUUAUAAGUUCAUUUUAGGCUGGGUAGUUUGCAAGUCUUUGUGGCUUUGUUUAAUGUUUUGUAUUUUUCUCAGAAGGUUGAUAAAGUAUGUAUAAUUAUUGUUCUGUGUAUAUUAAUAAAAAACGUGUUGCAUGAGUUACACUACCCACAAAGCAGGAGCCAGGGCAGUGAGAGGAGGAAGAGUCAGGGGAGUCCAGGACGGAAGAGAGGCACACAGGAUGUGGCAGAUGAAGAAGAAGCUGUGUGGGCGACAGACGAGUCAGUAGACUCUCCACCUUCCCCUGCUCUGCUGUCUCCUAGAAUUAGUAGGGGCUUGAAGCGGGAAGUGCAGUGAUGAUCUCUGUGCAGGAGAGGUUGCAAGCAUGCAACUCACCAGGGGAGGUUAUAGAAGCUUGCAAUGAGGUCUCACUGUUGCUGCAACUACUUUGCAGGGUGCAAAUCCGAGGGGAACAGCUGCCAAGUGGCUAGAUGCGUGUGCAUCCAGAACACCAUGGGAGUUGCUGUACACACUUCUUUGGUCCAUAAAGACUUAACUCUCAGAUGCGUGUCUUCCUUAGCUGGGGAGGUCCAGGGCACAGAGUAUGCAUGGGUGCUUAAGACACUCUGGGUGCUGAUCUGGUCUUGCCUGUCAGGCUUCAUGGACUCAGCUCCACACACACACACACAGCUGGCAGUAGAUAAACAGAACAAAGCGAAGGAGUCACUUACCAGUUAGAGAUUUUAAUGAUCACAGCGAGAGAACAAAGAAUCUCUUUCCUAGGAAUGGCGGUGCUCCCAAUUAAGGGUUCCACCCACUUCCUACCUAAUCACUCAUGUCACUACCGCAUCUUGUAACCUUGUCCUGUAACCACUGUGCUUUCUGUGCUGCCACCUUAUCAGCUCUUCUUGACCUUGGGCUGAGUGGGUGAAUGCUUUCCAGAGACAGUGAAUUUGUUUUUGGUUUUUUUCCAUUUUUUUAAAUUGAUUUUCCACAUUUAUCACAAAAACAAACAUAACAAAACACACAAUAAGGAAAAACACAUCACACUACAAUAAACUAAACACACAAAAAAUUCUUUCUUCAAAUACCUAAUUCUCAUUACAUUGAUAACUGACUUCCUCAAAUCCCCUCUAACUGAAUUUCAUUAUGUCACUUGUAUAACAGUUCUCCAAAUUCAUAUUUCUAAUAAUAUUGACUCCUUUCAUUUACUAGCCUCUUCCCCUUUAUUAAUAUUUUAAUCCUUAAUAUUUACUCUAACAUCUUCUUAUUCUACCCGUAAGCCUAUUUAUUAGUUCCAAGAAUUUUAUAUUUAUCUUAUAUCACAAUAUUUAGCUAAAUAUUCUUUAAAUUUCUUCCAGUCCUCUUGUAUCUUCUCCUCUUUCUGGUCACGGAUUCUUCCAGUCAGGUCGGCCAGCUCCAAAAAGUCCAACAUCUUCAUCUGCCAUUCUUCUAUUGUUGGUAUUUCUUGCAAUUUCCAGUUUUUGGUUAAUAAAAGUCUUGCCGCUGUAGUGGCAUACAAAAACAGUCUAACAUCCUUUUUGGGCAGUUCCAAUCCUAGAGACAGUGAAUUUGUUAACUCUCUCUCUCCCAGUGCAUCUUCUUCUAGCUGUUCCCCAACCAGUAUUUCCCAAUUUCUGUCUUCUGAACUAUGUCCCUCUGCAAACCACUGUUCCAAAUCUAUACUGUCCCACUGCUCCUGGGAAGAUUCAGGAUCCUGCUUAGAAGCAGGGAAAAGGGAAGUCUCCCACCAUUCCUCCUCAGUGCAGCCCUCCUCAGCACGAUCCCUGACAUUGCCCCACCUCUUGUGCUGGUGGUUCUUCAUCUCUCACAUUCAGCUCAGGGCUGCCCAAAAAAAGUAGAGGAGGAAAACUGUGGAGAGAUUCAUUCAGUAUCCCCCACAGACAACGUCAACAAAAAUAGAUGGAGUCAAAGGAGAAUGGGUUGCUACUGCACUGAGACCAUAUCUCCACAGGAUCUUCUCACAUUCGCAGUUUGGCACUUGGGUGUGAACCGAAAAUAAGGGCAUCAUCAACAGCAGCAGAAACUUUGUUGUUGUAAAAAUCACAUUGUGUGUUUUGUCUGCCUUUCUCCUGUGUGAAGUAUUUGCCCACUAUUCACCCCAUGGUUCUCUCCCUGUCUACCUUGUUGCUACCAGGGAAUUAGCCUGGCUUGUACCUGAAGACCACGUAGCUUGUGGAGAUAAGUUGAGCUGAAUGGUGGAGACCACCUCCCCAUCCUGACCCUUCCAGGAAGGAGGAAGAGGAAGACAGUAUAGAUUUACAACAGGGGUUUGAAGAAGGUCACAGCUCAGAGGCAGAUGAGGGGGAAAGUUGGGAAAUCAUCAGAAAGCCAGAACAACACCUGGCUGACACAUUGUCAUUAGAAAGCAUUCCAGACCCACCAUCUCCCAGAACCCAGCGAGCCUUAAAAGUAGGAGAGCAAAGAGCUCAAAGACAGAGGGCAGGUAGCAGCACCCGUAGAAGAGAUGAUGAGAAUGAUGAAAGAAGAAGUGAGAAAGACAGGGGGUGGAGAUUGACUCGGGACAAUGCCUUUAUCCAAGAGGCUGGGUUCUAUAGCCUCUCUUUGUAAAUAUUGAAAUAAAAAAAGACGGUAAGAAACUUUUCCUUGUCUUUAUACUUUCCUGGGCAACCAGCCAGGAGCCACUGACAGCAUCCUGACGCUGAUUCUCUAAAGACAGCUGAUUAUCUGUGUCUUUAGUGGAUUCAUUUCCCAAAACAGCAAAUAGGAAAUUGAAAGAAGUCCCAUGUCUUUAUGUAUGGCUUUCUGUCUUUUUCUGUGGCAGGUUGUUUUUGUGGAUGGGUGGCAUGAUUUGGAUAACACCGAUUAUGACUGUUGGCCCCUGGAGAAACCAGAUGAGUAUAACAUGCUGGAUUGUGGUGGUGAGUUCACCUCUUGUUUUCGCAGGAUACAGCCUCUUGGUAAUGCAGUAGACUGGAAAGAAAUGGAAGUAAUCAAGAGGAUUCCUAAUGCAUCUCCAAACUUGUACCUGACUGCAAAUCCAUGAGUCAGCAGUAACAUCUAUUUCCAGGCAAUUUAAAUGGAGGAAAGUAACCAGCACGCUCACAAGAACGUCGGGGGGGGGGGGAAUGUUUGCCUGGAGUUCAAGUAUUCCGAGGAAAAUUCAGCCAGGGUGAUCCAAACACAAAGAAAAGAUCUACAGCAGGGGUCUCCAAGUUUCCCUUGCCUCGGGCCGCUGUCUCAAGCAAUGAUCGCAUGGCAGGCCGGAGGGCGGGGGGAGCGCACGCCCGUACACGCAUGCACAUGCUAUUUCCAGUGCACAUCCGGGUCGGAGGAGGCCUGUGCGCAUGCGCACAAGCUAUUUCCGGUGCGCCUCUGACCCGGAAGUGGGUCCCCGCGCCGCGCUGCACCAGUAAGAGCGGGCGGUGGUGGGAGGCAGUGGGGGUCACUGCGGGCUGAAUAAACAAGUCCCUCAGGCCUUAUCCGGCCCCUGGGCCGUAGGUUGGUGACCCCUGAUUUACAGCAUGGUUACGAUCUAUUCAUUAUGUGUAACUAAAUGUACAGGAGCUUGCCUUUUGUCUUGAAGCCAUUGGACAAAAUCAGACCCGCUCCAUGCCAACUCCCAGAAGCCCCAACCAAUACAGCCACUGAUCAGGGAUGAUGGGAGUUUUAGCCAGAAAAUUCUGGAAGACUGUUGGUGCCAUAUCCAAGCUCUGGAACAACAGGUUAAAAAAAUAAUAAUUGCUCCAUCAUCUAUGUGACAGACCUUCAAAUCCUGCUUUAUUAGUUACAUGCACAAAAUAACCUGUUUAGGCCAAUAUCAUUUGCAUAGUGCUGUUGUUUGAUUGGUUUUGGCUGUGAAGUGUUGAGCUGGCUUUUAUCUCUUCAGGCCUGGAGAUGGCUUGGGUUCAGAGACCCCCAGAAAAGGUCAUAAGUGGGGAAUCCUUUGAUGUAAUCUACACAGUCAUUGCUUCCGACAACUUUUACCACUAUUCUGUGGAAAAUGGGAUCCUUUCCCACAGGUGAGUCAUUGAAUGCAAGGUGGUCCUAGCUGUACUCCUCUUCAAGGUUUGAUAAGCAUCGAUAAACCUAUACAGUGGUACCUCGGGUUACAUACGCUUCAGGUUACAGACUCCGCUAACCCAGAAAUAUUACCUCGGGUAAGAACUUUGCUUCAGGAUGAGAACAGAAAUUGUGCUCUGGCAGCGCGGCGGCAGCAGGAGGCCCCAUUAGCUAAGGUGGUGCUUCAGGUUAAGAACAGUUUCAGGUUAAGAACGGACCUCCAGAACGAAUUAAGUACUUAACCCAAGGUACCACUGUACAACAAAACAGCCUUGACACACCUGAAAUUCUUUCAUACAAGUACAGGAAACUCUGGUUGUUGCAGACUAUACCAGAAAACUAUUAACAUCUGCCCUUUUUGUAAAUGCAACCCCCCCCCCCCCGUGAGACAUCUGGGUCACUGGGGGACUCAGUAUGUUUUCAUUAUAGUUCACAUACAUGAGGGGACAAAAGCACACCUUAGAAAAUUUAUCUUCUUGAACUUCACCUCUAGCUGAACUUAAGUACUAGUAAGCUUUUCUGCAAUAUUCUGCCAUAGCAGGUGUUGGAAAGAGAAGCUCCCGUCAGAUUAAUUCUGGAGUUCCCCCUCCCCAAGAUAUAUAAAAACAGAAGUUAUUGAAUUAUUUUUUUCCACCUCCAAAUAAAGGAUUGGGCAAUAUCACAAUCUGGUGUGAAUUAGAUUGGAAUGACAUUUCCCCCCAAAUUUAAUACUUAAAUCACAGUGUUGUUUUUAACUUGAUUAAAAUUGGAGAGAUUCUUCCCUGUUAUGAUCAAAGAUAUAUUGUCUUAAUCUCCUUUCACUGUGAUAGGUAGGCAUCCUUCUUAUCCCUGAAAGAACAUCUGGUUGAUAUUGCUUCCUAGCAUGCUUCUGCCCUCUUUUGGCUAGUAAGUCAGGGCUGAGCCAAGAGACCUGGGGCCGAGGUCUCAGGUAGCCACUGGCUUUCGCACCUCCUGAAUAUUCCACUACGGUUCUCAGCACGAAAUAAUUAAAUCCUAUAGGAAUGUGGAUUUGGAGAGAGGAUAUAUUUUAAAUGGUCUUUAAAUAAUAUGCAGAUUUAUUUAUUUUUUUGCACAGAUUCCCCCAAGAAAUCACAGGAUUGAUGCAGAAACUUUAUGGGUGAAGCUGUGUGAAAGUGACAGAGACCAGAUUUGACUGCUCUUGAUUUGCUUGUCUUUAGGGGGAUUUGGAAAUUAUGGUCUUUCUUACUAUACUAACACCAAGAUGCAGGGCCACCCCAGGACGAUGUGCUGCUUCUGGCAAAAGCAAAAAUGUCUACCACUGUGCCUGGCUGCCUCUGCCUACCUCUGCCUCUGCAGCCUCCCCUGCCACACCUCGUUGCCUGGCCACUUCCUCUUCCACCACCCACUGCCUCCUUUGCAGUGGGCACAAAGGAGGAAAUUUCAGGCGAUGGCAAAGGGUGUGGGCGGGUGUGGAAGAGGCAGCCACAGUGGCGAGUUGUGGCAUGGGAGGCCGCCACCUGAGGUGACCUCCUCCCCUUGCCUCAUGAGUGGGCCGGCCCUACCAAGAUGUCUACAUGUCGAAUCCUCCGGAAAAAACAAUCUCUCAAAGGACCUGUUGAUAGCAUUUUACCAUUGUACUGUUGAGAGUGUAUUAACUUAUGGUCUGUGUGUGUGGUUUGGGAGCUGUGGUUUGGGAGAGAAUAAUUGGGUGCACUCUCCCCAGCUUGGAUCAAAUCUACGCUUCCAGGUGUCAUAAGAAAGCUGCAGAGAUAGCGCAGGAUAGUGCGCACCCUGGAAAUGAUCUCUUUCAGCUUCUGCCUUCUGGAAGGAGGUACAGGGUUAUAAAGACUAGGACUAGCCGCCUGAGAAACAGUUUCUACUCAAAUGCGAUUUUGCUUUUAAACGCAUUGUAAGGAGUCUGUAUGGGAGUAUAUUGUAUUUAAAAAUGGGGUAUCAGAGUUUUUAGGGGGCUAACCAGGUUGGGAUAGCUGAGAUACCAGGCUUGUUGGUUUUUGAAUGUCUUAUUUAGAUUUUUUAAUUUCGUUGUUCUGUAUGGGACAAUGACAGUAAAGAUUAUUGUAUUGUAUCGUAGCAAAAUUGAUUUCAAAGUAAGCUUUGUCUCUGGAAUUUUUUUAUUAUUUUUUUUAAGUGAUGCAACUACUGCCAAAAUGUUCUGUGAGGAACAGGAGUGCCCUCCCAACUGGAAAGAUGCAAAUGGAGAGAACUGCUGUGUCCAUCAUGCGAACAUUCACUCUUGCCCGUUGGCCUUCAUGGUUAGUACAAACGUCAAGGCUUUUGACAUGGCCACAUUCCCUAGCCUGGGGAAACUGAUAGCCAUUAGGUCCUGGGAAACACCAUUUAAUGGAGGCACAGAGCAGGGCUAGAAAUUUGCUCAGUGGUUCUUUCCUUUCCCCUCUGUGGGCUGUGGCCGAGAGGCACCAGGAACAUGCAUCUCUAACAAGGAGAACAUGCCUGACACUGUGUUAUAAAAGUGGGAGCUGUGAGCCAGGAAGCCCCUCAAUUCAAAUCUCAGCUCAGCUAUGGAAGCAGUGAUGACCACCAACUGGGAUGGCUUUAAAAGAGGAUUGGACACAGGGGUGCCAACUUGAAUAAUAAAAAAUGGGGGGGGCAAGGUAAGCCCUGCCCAUAUAAUCAAUCACAAGACACACCAUUUGACUGACAAUGCCCAUCAACUUUGGGGGCAUUGGCCUCCUCAAAUAUUUUAAUCGGGGGGCGCUGAAAGGACAUCAGCCUCUAGGAGUUGGCACCUAUGAUUGGACCUAUUCAUGGCAGGCAAUGCCACCAGUGGUUACUGUCAGGAGUUCAGCCUACACUCGAGUAGGGCCCUGGCAGAGACACAUGCCCGACUGGCAUGUUCCCUCCCUCCUGGUCGAUCGUUCGGGAGCUUCAAAAGCUUUCUUCAUCCCGAACAUCACAGCGACCAAUGCCAACAGACACUGGCACACUUAGGGAUCCGCAGAAUCUUCGCAGCUUGUGUGACAGAACCCCAGCAACUCAGCAUUUUGGCUAAUCUACUUUAUUUACAUAUAAACACACACGGAGCACUGCAACACGGCUCUCUAGCAUCAGACAGCAAAGAGAGAAAGAACAAAGGACAAUAAUCCCAUUUCACGGAACACAGUAACACAAACAUCCUGUCUCCGUCACUUUCCACUCUGUGAAGUCAAAAUAUAUACCGUCAUGUGAAAAACAACAAUCCUAUGACUGCAAUCAUAGAGCAGGAAUUCUAACAGUUACUAACCACAAUGCUAUGUUCUGCCUCCGCUGUCAGGGCAGUGUGCCCCUGAAUACCAGUUUCUGGGAAUCACAGGUGCAGAGAGUGCUGUUGCACUCAUGUCAUGCUUGCGGGUGUCAAGGCUUUGGGAAAGCUAUUCCUCCCCCAGUUGCAGCAAGAGCAGAGAACCAAGGUAGAGUUCUUUUCAUGAGUUUUAUUCAAUCAUAACAGCGAGAGACAAGAGAACGCGACAAGCCCUAACAAUGGCGUCGCUCCAACUGAGUCCCUCCUCCCUCCUUCCUAGCAACAGCAUCUGCUCUUACGGCGGCCACUUGUGAUCAAACGUCUCUGAGUCCUUUGUUCCUGCACUCUUAACGAAUGCCGAGUUCUGGGAGAAGGGGGGUCAGAAAUACUCUCCAGUGACAAUGUGUCAGCUGGCUGCCCUGCUUCUGUCUUCCCCCUCCCCUCCUCCUUCUAACACUGCCCAACUUUUCUGUUCAUCUAUCUCUGAGCUGUGACCUUCCUCAAACUCCUGCUGCAUUCCUCUUCUCUUGCAGCAUCAGGAGAAGGGGAGGGUGACCCCCACCAUUCCUCCUCCAAUCUCACCUUCUUGAGUCCAAUCCCUGGCAGUGGGCUUCGCAAGAGCAUCUUGUUGGCCACUGUGAGAACAGGGUGCUGGACUAGAUAUAGCAGACUCGUCUCAUGUUCUUGUGAUCUUAUGGUUAGCUGAUCUGAGGGAUGCCCCACUACGCUCUCCACGCUAGACUACUCCCUGCAAUAGGGAAAUGGUAAUAUGAGGAUCCACUGCACUCUUCUGAUCCCUGGCUGCUUUGAGCACUUGAAAUGUGCUAUAUAAAUGCAAAGCCCUUUUCCCCGUCUUCUUUAGAAAGAAAAGGGGGAAAGUUAUUCUUUGUGAACAGGCUUUUCUGGCUCUCCCUGCUUUUCGUUCUGAGGAUGGGAAGGUUUUUUGUGAGUUAACCAAAAGGAGACCGUUCUAGCCAUCGGUUAUUAAAGUUUCAUUUUGGUGCAGAUAUUUUAUGCUUCCCUGCUUAGAUGGAACUGAAUAUGAAGGCUAAGAGGAAUGUGGCUUUGUGAUAUGGAACACUCUUAUAUUGAGAUAACUCUGUUCGGCUAAGUAAGAGCUAUUUAUACACCCUGGUGUAUAAAUUGCACGAUUCUUUUCUUUCAUACUUUUACCUUUGCUUGCAGGAGCCAUCUGCAUUUUUGGUAUAACACAAAUGGAGAGAAGUACAUGGGGCUAUCUGACAUUAGCCACCAGAAAUAAGCCAUCCUUCCCCUACCCCCCACCCCCGCUAAAACCUUAAGUCCUUUGUAUUGUAUAUUUUAGCACAAUAUAGUGAACAUAAUCCUUGUUGGUUACAGCUGGCUGGGAAAUGAGAAUCUUUGAAAAUACUUACUCAAAAUAGACUUUGUCCCUGCCCCACACAAAAAUCUGUGGAAGAGCUGUCAGAACAUGUUAAACUUCAAAGAAAAUAAGCUGCAGAGAAUCCUCUGUAAGGGAAGUAUAUGGGCAAAAUUCCCUUCUUAUACGCCUUUUACUGAAGGAAAUAUAGAGGAGCUACCACCGCAAAGAUGGCCAUUUACACAUCACCAAAAAAGAGAACAAAGGGUAACGCAGAUUUGCAUGGAUUUUUCAUCUGCUAAAUUAAUUUGUAGGUGCAGAGGCAAAUUCAGAAAUAAUCACUGCAUGUUAUUUAAAAAUACAAAGCAGCUUAUCGUAUUGAUGAAGAAUGAGACGAGGUGGCCUCUGUAACUGCUUAGUCUGCUGUCCAAGUCCCUGCUCUCUCUUCUUCAGGUUCUUUAUGUUUAAACUAGACUUCAGGGGCAGAUUUAAGGCAGUGCAAGCAGUGUGGUUGCACCAGGUGUACAGCCAAGGAGGACGCCUUCUCAGAGCUCUGUAAACACUUGCCUAGCUUCAGGAAGGAGGCUUGAGGGCUCUGACAGGGUUAUAGAGUUUUUCUGCCUCCUUCCCAAAGCUGGCCAAGUGUUUACUGGGCUUUGGUAGGAGGGCUCUAGGAUUAUGCCAGAGCCUUUCACCUCCUUCCCAAAGCUUGGCUUAAGAUAGAGCCAUGAGAGCUGGGGGGAGGGCAUCAAAUGGCCUUGCACAGGGCAGCAUAUUACCAAGGUCCACCCCGUAGACUUGGAUCAGGCAGCCCUUCAAACAGAGUAGGGGUGGGGAAACUUUGGGCAUCCAGAUGUUUCUGAACUACAACUCCCAUGAUCCCUAGCCAUUGGGGCUGGUGGAAUUGCAGUUCUGCAAGCAAAACAAUCUAAGGCUGUCAACGGAUGACCCAUAGAGAGCUUUCUGGGAGAUAAAAGGGCCUCUCACCAUUGUGCUAAAAUGUCAAUGUCGUGUUUAAAAUGUCAGGGAGGAACAAAAGCUUACCAAAAUUUUAGUUCUGACCGUGACAUUUUAACUUUGCCAUUGAGCCAUUCGGGGGGGGGGGGUGUUGGAUUUUGAAUUUGAAACUUUGAAAUAUUCAUGGGCAAUUUGAAUGGGGAAUUCUAAGAUAACUUGAUUUUGCAACCAUGUGGUCUAACUUCAAUUCAUUAACCUUUAAAGCCCAAAAUGACCUGGGUGUAGGAUAGCUUAUGUAAUAACAACUGUACAGUAGAUCCCUAUUUGCUACCUUUUCCAUAUGAUUUGCUCAUGCUAGGAGACAUUGCCAUGGCUUAUCCAAACUUAGGCUGGCGGUUUUGAGGAGAAGGACUUUCUGUGUAGUGGUACCCACUGUCUAGAACUUUUCCUAAGGGAAGCUUGCUAUGUCUGUUCUCCUUUAUCCUUCCAGAGGCUAGCUGAAGUGUUUUUAUUCUAGAGGGCUAUGGGGCCAGUUGAUGUUUGAUAUUAUUGUACUAUGUUUUAAAUCAGGGAUAGCCAAUAUGGUACCCUCUAGAGAUAUUGAGGACAACAGCUCCCAUCAUCUCUGACCAUUGGCCAUACUGACAGGGGAUGAUGGGAAUUGUAGUCCAAAACACCUGGAGAAUACCCCUUGGCUAUUCCUCUUAUGAAGUAUUAUUAUGUGUUGGUAUGAUGUUUUCGUAUUUUGUAAACAGCUUUUUGCAUUCUGUAAAGUUGAGAUAUACAUCAACUGGCAAUACUAAUCUAAAAUAAUUUAAGCUUUCAAGAGCACUGAAACUCAUGGUCCUGGAGGUUAAGUGAGAUGCAAAAUUGGAAAUCACAGGAAAUUACAAAUAAAAAUGGCAGAUACUUAAAACAUUUCAUCUGACAUGCGAGAAUACUAAAUGUACCCAAAAGGGCUGAAAAAAUGAAGCCUAACUGCAUAAUUCACUUUAAGUUAUCGGGGCAUUAUCCAGAAUUGCACUAAGGCUGAUUAUAUAUUCCCCUUUCUUAAGCACAGAAUGUGACAUUUAAAUUCAUUUCCAACUAAAGUUUGCUGUUACAUGAACCUCUAAAAGACUAUUUACAUGACACUGAAGCUGUAUUGUUUAAUUUAAUCUGCUUGGCAAAAGGGGAAAGGUGGCAUUUGUGGACCAUGGAUCCCAGACGAUGGCCAAAUAUUCACCCACACCAAGUCUACUGCGGGCAAAAUGACACAAAGAAACUGGACUGCCAAGGUAAAUAAGGUUUAAUUCUCCUCACGGACUCUGUUUCACUCUCUUUCGGACUGCUGGGCAAAAGCCUGAAUUAUCUAUUAUUCCCCUUUGCCAGCCUGGUGCCCUCCAGAUAUCUUGGACUACAACUCCUGUGCUGGUUGCAGCUGAUGGGAGUUGUAGUCAAAACCAUCUGGCCUCAGUAGGCCACAGUGGGAAUUUGGCUAGCUUAGCAGCUGCUUGGGACAUUAUGCUCUCUCUUUUUUAAUCAUUGCACCAAGAAGAACUGACCACAUUUAUGUCUCAAGAGCUCCAGACUACCUAUAAGCAGUUGUUGCAUUGAAUGAAUAUUCAUUACACAUAUAGUAGAAAUGGCCAAGUAUCAGCCUAGUAUUGUGAUUAUGGCACAACAUGGGGUUAAAAAACCCCCACCUAAGUUGACUCUGGGUUUGAUGUAGCUAUAUAUUUGUACAAUGGGGAACCUGUAGACUUCCAGAAGUUGUUGGACUCCAAAUCCCAUCAUCUCUAGUUAGCAUGGUCAGUGGUUUGGUAUGAUGGGAUAUGGAGUCCAAAAACAUCUGUAGGGUCACAAAUUCCCCAUCCUCGGUGUACAUCAUGCAGCUAUUAGGGCAGCUUAACUUAAUGUGGGCAGUAGCUUUCUGAAUUAGCGAACUCUUUAAAGUCCUUUCACAGGAAUUAUUAAAAAGCAGAGUGGAAUAGGGCACUGUGAUGUUGCUGCAAAUGUUCAAGAAAAGGGCUCCCCCUUUCACUUAGCUAGAUCCAGGUUCAUUUAGUUAUUCAAUAUUUCUUCACGCAGCAUUCAGAAUACAUGACUCAAGAUGUGGUGAUAGCCUCUAGCUUAAAAGGAAAUUCGACAAAUUCUAAGAGAGUAGGCUAUUAGCUAUGAUAGAUCAAUCGAAUCUACAUAGUGUGUCUGGAAUACUGUGUCCAGUUCUGGGCACUGCAAUUUAGGAAGGAUAUUGAUAAGCUGGUUGUGUGCAGAAGGAGACGAUGAAGGUUCUGGAAACCAAGCCCUAUGAGGAACGUAAGUUGAAGAAGUUUGGUAUGUUUAGCCUGGAAAAGAGAGACUGAGAUGAGAUAUGAUAGCCACCUUCAAAUAUCUAAAGGGGUUGUCACAUGGAGAAUGGUGCAAGCUCUGGAGGGUAGGACUCAAACCAACGGCUUCAAGUUUCCAGAAAGGGGAUUCUGACUAAACAUCAGGAAGGACUGUCUGACAGUAGGAGCUGUUUGACAGCGAACAGUCUCUCUUGAGAGGUGGUGGCCACCCAACCUCUCUUAAAAACCUCCAAGAAAGGAGAGUCAAUGUUUUGAAACAGAGGUUGGAUAGCCAUCUGUAAUGGAUGCUUUAGCUGAGAUCCCUGUAUUGCCAGGGGUUGGACUCGAUAACCCAUAUGGUCCCUUCCAACCCUACGAUUCUUUGAUUCUAUGAGUGAAACGCUAUCCCUGCAAAUAACAAAUGCUGGGGACUAACAGGGAGAAGGUGACCAUCUCCACAACCCUCCUCGGGAGACUGCAGAGGCAUCUGGAUGGCCAAUGGCAAUCUGGACUAGAAUGGUUCUCACUGAUCUCAUUGAGUUGCUGUUCUUCUCUUUCUCUUCCUCCAUCUUGCUUGCCUUGCAGGUAGUCCUGGUGCAUGUGGGCAUGACCUCUCUCAUUGCACACAUCAGGGUUGGGAGAAUGCAGGCUGCUUUGGAAGCCCAAACCAUGGUCCUCCCGGCAGUAGGUAUGCUACAAUACGGUGGAGGUGGUGAGUGAAAGCGUUCAGAGAAUGCUUGCGCUUCUGCUGCUAGGAAGACCGGAGGGACCUGAAGAUUCAUUAGAACUUAAUGUAUCAUUUCCCACAUCACUGGGAAACUUCCUUGUCCUUGCUUGUGCAAAGAAUGACUAUUGUACAAAAGAUUCAUUGUGUCAUGGGCUUGAUCGCCAAUGCCAGAACCAUUGGUUUCAGGCAGCGCAAGUCAUGCUGGAUGUUGGGAUGUCAACUUCCCCUCUUGACUGAAGAGCCUCGGACAUCUGUCAGUAAAGACAUAUUUUGAUAGAAGUCCUGUUUUUAAGGAGGGUAAUAAAGAAUAAUUUAUUAUUUAUACCCCGCCCAUCUGGCUGGGUUUUCCCAGCCACUCUAGGCAGCUCCCAACAGAAUAUUAAAACCACUAUAAAACAUCAAACAUUAAAAAACUUCCCUAAACAGGGCUGCCUUCAGAUGUCUUCUAAAAGUCAGAUAGUUGUUUAUUUCCUUGACAUCUGAUGGGAGGGCGAUCCACAAGGCAGGCGCCACUACAGAGAAGGCCCUCUGCCUAGUUCCCUGUAGCUUCACUUCUCGCAGUGAGGGAACCCCCAGAAGGCCCUUGGAGCUGGACCUCAGAGUCCAGGCUGAACGAUGGGGGUGGAGACGCUCCUUCAGGUAUACUGGGCCAAGGAGGGACCCUCUUCCCUUUGAUCAGGCUCAGCCACAAAGGAAUAUCCUGGUGCCGUGCUAAUGUAUUAUUAAUUCCGAAAUCUCUUUCUCUUUGUGCUCAGUCUGUGGGGAUGACAUCUGUGAGGAUGACGAGGGCUGCUCCACGUGCCCGGCUGACUGUGGUGAAUGCCCGUUGGCAACAGACAUCAGGAUCGCAAUUGCCUUACCAAUAUGUCUGGUCUGCACCGGCUUUAUUCUGACAGUCAUGGUACGCGUUAAGUAGAACUUCACCGUCGCUCAACUGCUCUCCUCCAUGCUUUCCCCCUUUCCUCGUCUGGUCCCUCUUACUUAAUCUUCAUUUUAUAAUGCAACGCAGCAUAAACACAAGUUCUACUUCUUUGCUGCCCUCUUGGGUGUACCUGGAUGAGAAGCAGCCAUCGCUGGCUCUGCCUCACAGGGCGAGACGCAUUCCAAAAUAGGCAGUUGUUACCUCUUGAGUGUACCUCCUAGGAGAUUGUCUGACAGCUGAGGACACUUCCUUCUCUGUUGUGUUUGCAACGCAAACUGUCUCUCUGCUUUGUGAAGUUGCAGAAGGGGACUCGGGAAUGGAUAAUGUUUGCCUCAGAUUCUGUCUGUAGGCAUUUUUUUCUAGCUGGUAGGAGAUAACUGAAGAAAUCUGACUCUCAGUCUUUCAGAUAAACACUAUGGGGGGGGGGAGAAAAAGCAGUAAAUGUUUCUUUUGCCCCCCACUCAAAAUGAUGAUGAUGAUGAUUAUGUGAAGCACCGAUAGUGCAAUAACCUGUCAUGUGAAUUUUACCAGUGUCAGGAAUUCAAGAGAAACCAGUCUAAAUCUCUGCUUAUAGAUUUCUGAAACAUUAAGUAGUAUGUACAACAACAACAACAACAACAACAACAACAACAACAACUUAUUUAUUUACACCCUGCCCAUCUGGCUGGGUUUCCUCAGCCACUCUGGGCAGCUCCCAACAGAAUAUUAAAAACACGAUAAAACACCAAGCAUUAAAAACUUCCCUAAACAGGGCUGCCUUCAGAUGUCAGAUAGUUGUUUAUUUCCUUGACAUCUGAUGUGAGGGCGUUCCACAGGGCGGGUACCACUACCGAGAAGGCCCACUGCCUGGUUCCCUGUAGCUUCACUUACCACAGGGAGGGAACCACCAGAAGUCCCUCGGAGCUGGAACUCAGUGUCUGGGCUAAACGAUAUGGGUGGAGACGCUCCUUCAGGUAUCCUUCAGGUAUCCUUCAAGCUGUUAAGGACCGCCUCUCCCCAUGUAAACUGUCAUAGACUCUGCCUUCAUGAUCUGAGGCCCUUAUUUGUGUGCCUCCUUCAUGUGAGGUCCAGAGGGUGUCAACAUGAGAAUGGGCCUUUUCUGUGGUGGCCCCCCUUUUUCUGAAUUCUCUCCCCAGGGAGAUUCACCUGCGCCUUCAUUACACAUCUUUAGUUGCCAGGUGAAAACAUUCCUCUUCAACCAGGUCUUGGGCUGAUUAAUAUUGUACAGCCUUUUAAAUGCCUCUGUGGGAAAGUGUGUGGGGGGGGGAUAUUGUUUUGCUGUUUUCAUGCUUUUAUCCUGUAUUUUAUUCUGUGAACCGCCCUAAGAUCUUAUGAUGAAGAUCUUAUGAUGAAGAGCCUAGGCAUGAAUUUGCCCUGUCAUGCUUUCUUUAGUGGUUCCAGUACCAAAAGCAAAAAAUGUUUUGGGAUGAAAGCUGGAUCAUAGACUUCAGCUGCAUCAAACAAGGUCUGUAAGUAUUAGUAUCAUUAGCAACAUCAUUAUCAUCUCAUGGAAAUGACUCAAAGCAACUUAAACACACACAGCAGAAAUACUAAAGCCAAUUACAAUAAAUACCGUAUUUUUCCGUGUAUUAGACAAGGUUUUUUGACUCAAAAAUCAUGUCAAAAAACUGGGGUCGUCCUAUACAUGAAUAGUGGGUGAGGGGAAAGUGGCACACAACUCCCCCACAUGCCGCUGUGGAAGGCGUGCGCUCUAGGAAGCUCAACAACUUUGGGCCAUCUCCCCUAAUUUUCUUUAAAUUUAUCCCCCCCCCCGAAAAAAAAUAGUCUUAUACAUGGAGGCAUCUUUUACGCGGAAAAAUAUGGCACUGUGAAUAAAAACCUAAUGGUUUCUUGUAUUAAUCAGACUAGAAAAGAAUAGGAAAGAUCUUUACACAUCAGAUCAAUACUUUCUGCACUAAGAAAUGCAAACCGAAAUGGAAUGUGUAAAAUUUAACCAUAUACAGUGGUACCUUGGGUUACAUAUGCUUCAGGUUACAGACUCCACUAACCCAGAAAUAGUAAGAAUUGGAUUAAGAACUUUGCUUCAGGAUGAGAACAGAAAUCGUUCUCUGGUGGCAUGGUGGCAGCAGGAGGCCCUAUUAGCUAAAGUGGUACUUCAGGUUAAGAACAGUUUCAGGUUAAGAACGGACCUCCAGAAUGAAUUAAGUUCUUAACCCGAGGUACCACUGUACUGUAAGAAAAUUACAUAAGGAAAAGCCCUGUGAGAUCAGACAAAGGGCCCAUUCCCUCACACAGGGCACAGGGGCAAGGGGGCCUUGCCUCCUUCCCAAGCCUAGUAAGCGCUAGGCUUUGGGAAGAAGGUGUGAGGGAUCUGACAGGUCCUAAAGCCCUCCUUCCUCCUUCCCAAAGCCUUGUUAGCACUUGCCCAGCUUUGGGAAGGAGGCAGGUGGGCUCUAGGAACCUGCCAGAGCCUAAGGCCUCUUUCCCAAAGCCUGGUGUCUCCCUUACCCGGUUUUGGGAAGGUGGCUUUUAUUGAAGUGAGGGUAGCGAAAUCUCAUCUAAGAAGCUCAAAUCAUAUAUAUGACUGGCACCCUUCUUUGGAAAUUAAACCAAUGUCCACACUUCAACUUUACUUGCAGUAACUUAUAGACGAAUUAAAACAUAAUAUUUACAGUCACAUGCUUCUCCAAGCAUGGGCUUACAGUCUCUUCUUUUAACUUCCAAACAACUGUAUUUUCCUCCCUUUUCAGAACUCAGCACUCAGCCAUCUUCAUCUCAGUUAGGCCAUGCCUUGCAGCUCCUAUGGGAGAUUUCCACUUUUACCUUCUCCUCCAUCUUUGCUCUCUUUCCUUCAAGCAGAGAAGAAGCACUCCAUUCAACUUAGCAGUGUUCACAGUGGAUUCUAUAACAAAUUCAUCUUGCAUCCCAUAAAAUGGAGUUUCUCUUUCACUAGAUACCUCCCAUGUGACCAACGCUAGCCAAUCACAUGAGAACUACUUCAGAACUCUCUAGAAUUCAGUUACCAACCAAUCAAAUUUAAAUACAUAGUAAAGCAUGGAAGCAUUUACAAUUUCGGUGAAUUAAAUUACUAUACUUAACAGCUUUGGGCUGUGGGGAGCAUCAAAUAUUACCAAGGUCUGCCCCUGUUUGGAUGGCUUUCAGUUAUCACCUGCUCCUAAGCCUCUGCAGGAGAAGGAAUUUCAGCAGCUGCUAGUUUAUUAAGCCAGAAGUGGCAUUCGAUACCAUCUGGGAAGCCCUCUGAAACCAACUAUGUAGCCUGCCUUGCUUAAGCUGAUGGAUGGAGGGGAAUGUCAACUUUAAACAUAAUAUAUCAUUUUGAGUAUGAGUACUUCAUACAAGAGUUUAUGGUUUUAAUGUAAUAUAUUAACAGCACUUUCCGUUCGUGAUUUGAUUCCUCUUUUUUCAAUUAUUUGUGGAUUUGUUUUUUGGUUUUGAUGAGACUUUGCUGCCCUCCACACAUCAGAGACCCAGCUAACGAACUUGUUCUGUUGAAAGCUAACAAGACCAGACAAAACUAUUAGUGCUACUGUCAGCAUGGAUCUAGCAAAAGAAAACACCCCAAAUUGGGAGGCAUAAAUUUAGCAUUCAGAAAGGAUAAACAGGCAAAAGAGAUGAUAACACUGUUAAUUAAAAUAUCUGGAAACGUAGACAUAAAUAUGCAAAUCUGACAGGGAAGCAGUAGCGACGGACAGAGCUGUGCAGAAAGACGAAAAGAUGAAACAGUAAAGAAAUUAGGAAGCUAAUCUUGGCUUUUAUAUAAAAAAAAAAAAUUAUGCAAAGCCAAGUGUUUCAUCAUUAUGUUGAGUCUGAAAAGUGUGUGUGUCGAAUAACCCAGAUGGCUGCAAUAAAAUAAAUUCUGAUACCUUAUCUUCACUGUAUUAAAAGUAUGACAGCCAAAUGAUUCAGAAUGUUAACUGUGUAUGUAAGCCAACCUUUUAAAAGUUUCAGAAAGCUAUGCAAACCCUUCUAUACGAUGGGGCAGCUCACCAUCAAUCUUCGGCACACUGCUAGCAGUGAAAAAACAUUCAAAUGGUACCCUUCCUUGGCGAUCACUCGUAGCCGAGUAAGAUUGUCUUCCAUAAUCACAGUCUCAAACGUGAGUCCGUAAGUGACUGUGGAGGCCAAUUCUGGAUCCACAUGGUGCGGGUUUCCCAAGCGUGUCUUCCUCUUAGUGCGUUUCUCCCUUGCGUCCUGAGUUCGAGCGUAUUCAAAGCCCACGACACCUUUGGUAAAGGCUGUUCUCCAAUUGGAGCACUCGCAGGCCAGAAUUUCCCAGCAGUCAGUGUUUAUGCUACAGUUUUUAAGAUUUGCCUUGAGAGUAUCUUUAAACCUCUUUUGUUGUCCACUGGCAUUACACUUUCCAUCCUUAAGUUGGGAAUAGAGUAGUUGCUUUGGAAGAUGAUAAUCAGACAUCCAAACAACAUGACCAGUCCAAUAAAGUUGAUGUUGAAGAACCAUUGCUUCGACACUGGUGAUCUUUUUAGAUUUGCCUUGAGAGAGUUUUUGAACCACUUUUGUUGACCUCUCCUCAAAUGGUACUAGAAAGGUACCAGCAGAGCAAACAAUUUGCAGAUUUAAUCCUGGGUUCAUAAUAAUGUUCAAGUAUUCUUGCCAAUGUGCAUUCAACCAACCUAAAUCUAAUUUCCUGUUUCAUCAGAAUACAUGGCAAGGACUGCAAUGGGGAGCACCUUGAGUGUGCCACUUCGACCCAGCGCCUCCAAUACCAGCUGCCUCACGACACUGAGCUCCUGUACAGCAGCUGCCAACGCUUCCAAGAUGAACUAUUUUACGCAGACGGGGAUCUAGUAGGUGUAUUUUGCAGUCCUUUCACUCUAUUCUGUUACUGCCACAUGGAAAGCUGUUUAUGCUGAGUCAAGCCUACGCUCUGUUGAGCUCCAUAAUGAGGCUGCUGUGUCAGACCAAAGGCCUGCCCAGUUCAGCUUCCUGUUUCCCACAGAGCCGGGCAAUUGCUGUCAUGAAAAGUUCAUAAUUUCUCCCUGGUGUCAAUGGGAGAUCUCCUCCCAAUGCAAAUAAUGCUUCCAGCAAUAGGAUUUUCCUCAGGGGAGGAAAGCAUCAAAUUCUCCCCGCUGCAGUGACUCUAAUAAUUUUUGUUCCCCCACAGCUGCUGCUAUUUGUAUAUUAAAUACAAAGGCACAUGUUGUCCCACAUGGUUUGGCCAGCCGCUGUUAAGCUCACUAAUGACUCAACUACAUUAGUAAAAAAACAGUGUUUUGAAUGCAUUAUAAACAUACAACACCAGAUGGCACUGGAGAGUAAAAAAAAAUUCUAUGUGAUUUUCCAUAGCGUUUUUUCCCCCUUUUGUUAUAACGAUUUAAUUUCUAACUUACUUAUAGUGGGUUUUUUUUCUGUGUGUCGAUCCACCCUAGGUGAACUAUGGCUUGUUACCACCUCUCAGCCUACCUCUUGUGAGGAUAAAAGAGAAAAGGAGAAGAACAAUGUAUUGUGGGGUUUUUUGCACCACAGAUAAUAUAACUGUAAUAGAUAAAUAUACGGAGGGGUUGUGGUUUUUUUAUUUACGUCUGGUUGCUAAACAACUGUCUUUGCCUUCUUCCAGUGAUGGUAGAACAGUGGCCAUCAAGAAAAUAAUGAACAAGACGUUUACUCUCACCAGGACCAUCCGUAAAGAAGUCAAACAAGUAAGGUAAGCUACUUUUAAAAGUGUUAUGGGUGCCUUUAUAGAUAUGCACACAAGUGUGUGCUCCUUAAAUUUGAAUUCACUAUCCACUUGUUUCAAAAAGUGAACUGGGACCUAUAUUGCCUUUACUGGCAUGUUUAAAUGUGUGUUUCAGGAUCAACUAGACAACCUGUCCUAUGAUAUAUUGUAUGUGCUGAAGGUAUGCUAAGAAGUCCUUCCCACAUCCCUUCUUGUUUCGAAGCCAGCAGCAGUCUCUGAAUGGCUGAGAGAAACAGGGGUGGACCUUGGUAAUAUGCUGCCCCGUUGAGGUCAUUUGAUGCCCUUCCCCCAGCCCUCGCAGCACCAACUUAAUCUGAGUUUGAGGAAUUUAUUUCCCCAGCUACUCUGGGUGCCUCCCAACAGAAUAUUAAAAACAUGAUAAAACAUCAAACAUUUAAAAUCUUCCCUAAACAGGGCUGCCUUCAGACGUCUUCUAAAAGUCAGAUAGUUGUUUAUUUCCUUGGCAUCUGAUGGGAGGGCCUUCCACAGGGCAGGUGCUGCUACCGAGAAGGCCCUGUGCCUGGUUCCCAAGUAGCUUCACUUCUCGCAGUGAGGGAACCGCCAGAAGGCCCUCGGUGCUAGACCUCCAUGUCUGGGCUGAACAAUGGGGGUGGAGACGCUCCUUCAGGUAUAGAAAUGUGGGCCUUUUUUAUGGAGCGGGGUGCGGGGGAGAGACGAAAAUAAAUACUGAAAUUCUCAGGAAAUGAACCCAUGUGACAGAAGCCAAGAGUCCAUGGCGUGAUCUUGAGCCACGUGGUCAAAUAAGAGUCCCUCCUAAUAAAUGAGAAAAAGUAAAGACUUCACUACCAGUGGAACCUCCCACAAUCGGUUUCCCAUUUUGGCUCAACUCUUUUUGUCUCCAUCUCUAUCUCCCUCACUCCUCACAUAUCCCAUUCCUCUCUCUGCUGCUUAGUCACAACUGAUCAGAAGUUCUGUGGGCUCUCUAAUGAUCCAGGAGUGGCCAACAUGGUUCUCUCUUGAUGAUGUUAGACUACAACUCCUAUCAUCCAUUACUGUCAGCUACGUUGGCUGGCGUUGAUGGAAGCUGCAGUCCAGAAGCUUCUGGGGAACCUCACAUUGGCUACACCUGUGCACCAGUGCUUUUUUAAAAAAAAUGUUUAGGGGUACUCUCAUUUUCCUACUCAUAUUGAAAUACUGCCCCUCAAUGGGGCCAUACUUACCGUAUUUUUCGCUCCAUAAGACGCACUUUUUCCCUCCUAAAAAGUAAGGGGAAAUGUCUGUGCAUCUUAUGGAGCAAAUGUGUUGUCCCUGGCAGUGGCGGAGCUGAGGACUUUGGUUACCGGAGCGUCGGGGGUGUGGCACAUCGCCCGUGUGAGCAUCCUAAUGGCGGCACCCGCGCGAGGGGGUGGAUGAGGCGAGGCGGGGGAAGAGGGCUUUAGAACACUCUUUAGAGUUCCCUCCAUCUGAGGGGCUCUGUGACUUGCAUGAGAGCAGCCAGGAACCAGCUCAGAGGGGGAUCUUUCUCCCUCACACGCUCUGUCAAAUUGAGAUGGGGAGCUUUUUUUUUUGCUUUCCUCCUCUACAAACUAGGUGUGUCUUAUGGUCAGGCGUGUCUUAUGGAGUGAAAAAUAUGGUGGAUUCACAAAAUGUUUAGGGGUAUGUGCACCCCUGCGUCCCCCCAGAAAAAAGCAUUGUGUCCAUCUAUAGCAGAUUUUGGGAGCUACGACGCACACACACAUAUACACACACAAAUUUACAGACCAAUCCUAUGCAUAUCUACUCAAAAGUAAGUCCUGCUGAGUCCAGUGAAACUUACUCCCAGUAAGUGGGUUACAGGCUUACAUAUGGUUUCAUUUUUUUUUAAAUGAUAUUUAUUAAAGUUUCAAAGAAAAAAUUACAUAGAUAAAAAGAAAAGAAAAAGAAAGAAAUAAAAAAGAAAAAAAUACAAAAUACAGAAAAAAGAUAAAAAACACUUAAAAAACACAUCAAUCCUUCCAUGCCUUACAUUUCAUUUCCUUGCUUCCCUGACCUCCUCACACCUCCCUUUUUUGUAUUCCAGUUCUAAUUAGUUAAUUCAGCAAUUCCUUUCCCUCUUUGUUUUUGUCUUAAUCCUUUAACUUAAUAUAUUAUAACUUUGGAUUUUCACCUGUUAACAAUCCAUUUUUACAUACACCUUUAUAACAUUACUGCUAAAACCACUUAACUUCAUUUUGACAUCAUUCUAACGUUCAUUAAUUUUGCAAUAUUUCUGUAAAUAGUCUUUAAAUUUCUUCCAAUCUUCUUCCACCGACUCUUCUCCCUGGUCUCGGAUUCUGCCAGUCAUUUCCGCCAGUUCCAUAUAGUCCAUCACCUUCAUCUGCCAUUCUUCCAGAGUGGGUAAAUCUUGUGUCUUCCAAUACUUUGCAAUAAGUAUUCUUGCUGCUGUUGUGGCAUACAUAAAGAAAGUUCUGUCCUUCUUUAACACCAAUUGGCCGACCAUGCCCAGGAGAAAGGCCUCUGGUUUCCUCAGAAAGGUAUAUUUAAAUACCCUUUUCAUUUCAUUAUAAAUCAUCUCCCAGAAAGCCUUAAUCCUUGGGCACGUCCACCAAAGGUGAAAGAAUGUACCUUCAGUUUCUUUACAUUUCCAACAUUUAUUAUCGGGCAAAUGAUAGAUUUUUGCAAGCUUGACUGGUGUCAUGUACCACCUGUAUAUCAUUUUCAUAAUAUUCUCUCUUAAGGCAUUACAUGCCGUAAACUUCAUACCUGUGGUCCAUAACUGUUCCCAGUCCACCAUCAUUAUGUUAUGUCCAACAUCUUGUGCCCAUUUAAUCAUAGCAGAUUUCACCGUUUCAUCCUGAGUAUUCCAUUUCAACAGCAAGUUAUACAUCCUUGACAAAAUCUUAGUUUUGGGUUCUAACAGUUCUGUUUCCAAUUUUGAUUUUUCCACCUGGAAUCCAAUUUUUUUGUCCAAACUGUAUGCCUCCAUUAUCUGAUAAUAAUGAAGCCAGUCUCGCACUUUGUUUUUUAGUUUCUCAAAACUCUGCAAUUUCAAUUUAUCUCCCUCUUGUUCCAGAAUUUCCCAAUAUUUCGGCCAUUUGGCCUCCAUAUUGAGCUUUUUUCUGAGCUUUCGCUCAUAUGGUUUCAACUCCCAAAGCAACUACUUCACAGUGGCUAUGGAGUUGUUCUGGGGCUCAAGCCCGAGGUCCCUUCUCAAGGAGAGGCUUCUCUUGCAAGGGAAAGUGUCCAAAAUGCAAUGUUGUGUUCUUAGAAAGUAUAUGGCCCAACCUAAUUCCUGCCUGCUUGUCACAGAGAACUGGACCACCCAAACCUCUGCAAAUUCAUUGGAGGCUGUAUUGAAGCGCCAAAUAUUGCCAUAAUCACGGAAUACUGUCCUAAAGGAAGUUUGACUGAUGUGCUGCUCAAUGAAGACAUCCCUUUAAACUGGGGCUUCAGGUGAGAGAAAGGUGACAAAGGUAGAAGUCAAUGCUGGCAUUUUCCUCACAGUUACUGCUUGGGAUGAGGGAAAUCUGUCAAUUUUAGUUUCUCGUUCUCUCUCUCUCUCUCUCUCUCUCUCUCUCUCUCUCUAUCCCCUCCAUCUUAAAUUUAGUUCUGCACCUCAGUUUGUUUGUUUGUUUUAAUUCUCAUGGAAGUUCACCCACAUUUUAGUCCAAAUUUAUUCUGAUAUGUGAUUGUUUAUUGUGGAAUCUGCCUUGUAAGGGUUUGCGUUCCUGACACCUCCAAAACUGGUGAGCUCUUUUAAGGAAGCCACCUAAAUUGUGGAGCUUUGUUUAACCAAGGCUGUUGAGCCAAAGUUGUAUGAAGGAGAACUGGGGACACCUCACCCAUCCACUGAAAGGGCCAAAUCCGGCAUGUUCAGAAUACCUGGAGAGGGGCGUGUGCACAAGGGAACAGCACUGAGGAAGAAUCGCCUGCCAUCCUGUUGAUAUAUAUCAGGGGUCAGCAAGGCUUACUGGGCAUGGGCUGGAUCACUCCCAAGGAGAUCCUCAAUGGGCCGGGCCAGCACAGCGCGACAGCAGCAAUCACAUAUGUGCAUGUCUGUGGCGCCGGAAAUUGCUUCUGCGCAUGCCCAGACGCCCAAAAUCAGACCUGUGCAGAAGCGAUUUUCAGCAUCUGGGUAUGUGCAGAAGCGAUUUCCAGUGCCUCGGAAGAGAGUCGGUACCAAAAAAUGCAAACCAUGUCAUACCUCACCCCAAUAUUCUUUCAGCAUCCUGAGCGGCUGGUCUUUAUAGGCUAACAGUAAGAUGGUUUCAUCAGCUUUUGUAGAUUUUUUCCAGAAAAAAGAAUCCAUCAAAGUCCCUGCCUCCCAGGGCAGGUAGAAAUAGGUGAGCAAAACAGGGAGCAGGUCUUGCAGCACUCACAGCAAAAUUUCUUUCUUUCUUUCUUUCUUUCUUUCUUUCUUCCUUCCUUCCUUCCUUCCUUCCUUCCUUCCUUCCUUCCUUCCUUCCUCUCUUUCUCUCUCCAAUUCAAAUCAGUUCUUUAUAUCGCAUGAGGGAAAAGAGAAGCUAUAAUGUAUUACAACAGCAUUUAUAGAAUGAGAGUUUUUUAUAUAUUUUUAGAAUCCAUUAUAUUAAAGUGUUAAUAACAGAAGACAGUAUUUGGCGGGGCAGAGGUUGUCUUGCUGGUGUGAUUUGCAUCAUUCCCUUCAUGGACAAAUUCUCAACAAGAAAAAAAAUGUAGCUGCUAUAUUGAUAUGAGAUAAGAUUAUAUAUAGAUGAAAUAACAACAAAGCCCUCACUGACUUUCAGACUGAUAAGAAGGUAUGUGUAAUCAUUUCACCAGAUGGUGUUUUUGAUAGAAUAUGGGAUUUUAAUUACAGCGAGGCAUCAUUAGGUAGAUAAGAUGCCAGUGUGAUGCUGAGCCUGAAGUGAUCUUUUAAGAGUGACUGACAGAGAGAACCUUACUUUGGGAUCAAAUUGCUGAUUAGAUUUUUUGCGUGUGGGUAGGGCCAUAGGGACGUGGGUGGCGCUGUGGGUUAAACCACAGAGCCUAGGACUUGCCGAUCAGAAGGUUAGCGGUUCGAAUCCCCAUGACGGGGUGAGCUCCCGUUGCUCAGUCCCUGCUCCUGCCAACCUAGCAGUUCGAAAGCACGUCAAAGUGCAAGUAGAUAAAUAGGUACUGCUCUGGCGGGAAGGUAAAUGGCGUUUCCGUGCACUGCUCUGGUUUGCCAGAAGUGGCUUAGUCAUGCUGGCCACAUUACCCAGAAGCUGUACGCUGGCUUCCUUGGCCAAUAAAGCGAGAUGAGCGCCGCAACCCCAGAGUUGGUCACGACUGGACCUAAUGGUCAGGGGUCCCUUUACCUUUAGCUUAGGGCCAUAGCGCAACUUUUUUUCAAAAAAAAAUAACAGCAACUGCUGUGCAUUGUUUAGGGCAGGGGUAGUCAACCUUUUUAUACCUACCGCCCACUAAUGUAUCUUUCUUGAUGGUAAAAUUUCUUUACUGCCCACCAGUGCUUGAUGGAAGGAGGAUUCAGCUUGUGCCGUAGAACCCCCUACCGCCCACCUAGAAUCCUGAAAUGCCCACUAGUGGGUGAUAGGGACCAGGUGGACAACCCCUGGUUUAGGGACUCAAGGCUCCAGCCACAAGUUCCAAGAGGUGCCAUCAGCCAAUGUCUUUUCUUCUCUGCAUCUCAACAGUAAUGUCUAGUGAAAGAAGAUGCAUGGUAUGAUCAUAAGAAAUCACAGAAAUCAUAGAAUUGUAGAAUAGGAAGGGACCCUGAGGACCGUCUAGUCCAGCAGUUCUCAACCUGUGGAUCCCCAGAUGUUGUUGGACCACAACUCGCAUCAUCCCUGAGCUCUGGCCUUGCUAGCUAGGAGUGAUGAGAGUUGUAGUUCAACAACAUCUGGGGACCCGCAAGUUGAGAAAGGCCAAUGAUGCCACCCCCCUUGGUAUUCUCUCACUACUUCUUUGUCUACGGCUUGUGAGGGGCAAAGAACGGCAAAGAAAAUCUUGUGGGGGCUGAUGAGAGUUGGGUUUCUAUUCCUCUCACUGUGCAGAUAUUGUGUAGGAUUGGUUCAUCACAUGUCUGUGUUAUGCAUUCCAGCACCGACUGCUGGAAUCACGGGAGCAGAUGUUUACUGUACUCUGUUUCUGUUUGUUUUUGCUUUCACUUCUGACUUCCCUCCGAGGAAGACCAGAGAGAGGAGACAUGUUUUCUUUUGCUCUGCCUUAUGCUUAACAAAGGGACGCAGGUGGCACUGUGGGUUAAACCACAGAGCCUAGGACUUGCCGAUCGGAAGGUCAGCGGUUCGAAUCCUCGCGACGGGGUGAGCUCCUGUAGCUCAGUCCCUGCUCCUGCCAACCUAGCAGUUCGAAAGCACGUCAAAGUGCAAGUAGAUAAAUGGGUACCACUCCGGCGGGAAGGUAAAUGGCGUUUCUGUGCACUGCUCUGGUUCGCCAGAAGCGGCUUAGUCAUGCUAGCCACAUGACCCGGAAGCUGUACGCCGGCUCCUGCAGCCAAUAAAGCGAGAUGAGCGCCGCAACCCCAGAGUCAGCCACGACUGGACCUAACGGUCAGGGGUCCCUUUACCUUUAUGCUUAAUAAUGUAGCUUAGUGCUUACAACCCAGCCUAGUUCUGACUGCAUUUCAUCUCUGCUGGACUCUGGAUGUGUGCUCAGUGUGUCCAAGGCGUGAGUCACUAUAAAUCGUCAGGGAAGGCUGUCGGAACUCCCUAGAGCUGUUCGCUGAUGGGAGGAACAGGCUGGAAGCGUUCCUGUCGUUUGCCUGGGGGUUGUCCAUGCCCCCAGCUGACCCGAAAGAUCGGUCCCCCACAAAUACUCUAGAUUACUCCUCCAGAUAGCAUUGCACAUGGAACAAUGCAAGCCUAAGUUAUCAGGAGGCAUGUGUAAGGGAUCAUUUUCAAGUACACUUUUCUAGUUUGACACCAUAGAAACGAUCCCUGAAAUGUAAGAAGGGACCGACCUAGUGCAAGCAGGAAGUGAACAAGAAGAGCAAACCGUCUGUGGAUUUGAGGGGGGAUAAUUAUUGAGACACUUUGUGGAAGCCAUACUGGCAGGCCCUAUUGGAUGUGUGAUAGGAAUUUUGAGGUCUUAGAUAUAUGUUAAAUGUUCAUAAGUGUACCAACCAAGCACAUACAUAGAUCAGCACAGGAAGACCGACCUGGAACCAUUUUGAUUCCCAAACUGUCCCAAACUGACCAAAUGUUUUCUCUGCAAGGUCAAAGGAAAAUGGAAAAGCCUCCCCAUUGUCUUUUCCUUCACAAAUCCUGUCUUAAGGGUAUGUCUGUGUUUGAAUAGGGUGUGAGCCUGUGACCUGGCCCAGGAACUAAGUAUUUAUCACUACAAAAGAAUGGCCAGGCACCCCAGGCAAUCCAAUCAAGUAACCUGCCAGACAGGAGAUAAAAAAUGACAGGAGAAAAACAACAUUCAAAUUUCUGUUUUAAGACUGCCUCUUCUGUGAUGUAUGUAUGAUGUUUCUGGGGGUGGUCUUGAUCUACAGGAUGGGAAUUUCAAAAGUCUUUAUAAGGCUUUGCAUGCCAUUUUUCUGGGUCCCUCCUCUCUCCUGCGGGUGAAGGGAGCACCCUGUUGCAACAGAUCAAUAAAGAUCAAGCUUACUAGUUGCUUUGCUUCUCAGUAUUCUCUGGUUGGCCUCUGUUAUUCUCUCCUACCAAUAGGGAACCUAUGUAAGGACUCUAUAUGGGCUCUUGGAUACCCCAUAAGGGAAAAGGGCAAUUUUUGUUUACAACAGAUGCAAGUCAAAACAUCACUGCAAUCUUUGCCCAUUUGUUUCACGGAGCUCUUGAAGUGUAAGUCUAGCCCUAUGGUUUAGUAGGCCAUAUUAACACCGAUUAUUAUCUCCACCACCUUAGGCUUUCUUUCGCCACAGACAUUGCUCAGGGAAUGGCGUAUCUUCACCAGCACAGGAUCUAUCAUGGGCGAUUAAAGUCCACCAACUGUGUCAUUGAUGACCGCUGGGUUUGUAAGAUUUCAGGUAAGCGGAACAGGAACUGUUCUCUCUGUUCUAUGGAAAAGUAUGAGUGGAUAUUGCCUUAUUAUGGGAUAGUGCUGCUGUCGCCAUCCCCACAUCUCCUGAAAAAGACGAAUCUAUGCGACGUUACCUUGCAAAUGUCAAAUGGCUCAACUUAGACCCAUUAGCAACAAACAGCAAUUAGCAACGUGUCUUCAGGGUGGGAUUGUUGUUUUUUAACACAUGUAAUGUUUAUCAUUUAAUAUAGGAGGUUCUCUUUGCUAUUUCUCACAGCCGUAUUGUGAACACUCACUGGAUAACGGUAAAAAACAAAAAAAAACAAAACCCCAAAUGUUUGGCAGAUCAAACUCAAAGGGAGUUGAAGGAACAGACUGGCAGAUACUCUGUGCAUAGAUAAUAAUGUUCAAAGUGCUUCACAUAUAUGAAUAAUCCUUGCAAGACUGCUAUAGGGUAGAUGAUCAGAACUAUUAUCUGUGUAUUGCAGAUGUGGGGGGCUGAUGCAGGGAGACAGUAGCCUGUUUCAACGUCUGCCUACUGAGCUUGUGAUACAGACAGGUUUGGAACCAGGGACUGUCAGGUUUGCCGCUCCUUCUCAUUCAGCCUGAUGCACAGAUUCCAAACACAUCUAUUUACUCCCUAGUGAGUGUGUUUAGGAUUGUAGCUUAGCUACUAUAUUACAGUAGCCCUUGGGCUGUAUGCAGCAUGUCACGUACAUCAUUUUAUUCACCCCUUUAGUCACAUGUACCCUUGGGUAAUUAAUGAGUGGCACUUAAGAAACUAAUUAAUUAAUUAAAAUAUCAUGUCAGGACUUGCUCUGCUCCCCGAGCGAUGCUCCCCAGCUGUUAAGAUCUUCUCAGUAGGAUCUGUCAUAGAUUACACCCUUAGAUAAUAUGCAUUUGUAGGGACGUGGGUGGCACUGGUCUAAAUCACUGAGCUUCUUGGGCUUCCUGAUCAGAAGGUUGGUGGUUCAAAUCCCCACAACGGGGUGAGCUCCCAUUUCUCUGCCCCAGCUCCUGCCAACCUAGCAGUUCGAAAGCACGCCAGUGCAAGUAGAUAAGUAGGUACCGCUGCGGUGGGAUAGUCAAUGGCGUUUCCGUGUGCUUUGGUUUUUGUCGUGGUGCUCCUUGCACCAGAAGUGGUUUAGUCAUUCUGGCCACAUGACCCGGAAAGCUGUCUGUGGACAAAUGCCAGCUCCCUCGGCCUGAAAGCAAGAUGAGCACCACAAUCCCAUAGUCGCUCAUAACUGUCCAGGGGUCCUUUACCUUUUACCUUGUCAUAGAUUAGACCCUUAUAUGUUAUGCAUUCCAAGGGAAUGAGCUAGGGCUUUCCCAGGGAGACUUCCCUGGCUCCAUUCCCGGAGAGACUCAGGCAGGGAGAUGAAUCUCGCCCUGCCUCCCCAUAUCUGGAAUUCAGAUAGCAGCAUCUCCCUGCAGCUUAAUCUAUUUGGGCCCUUGCUUAUGUUUGGAGAAUAGCCCUCCUUUCUCUUAGUCACGGUGACAGCCAAUCAGAUUUAACUAUGUGACACCAGCCCGGAAGGCAGAUCAAGCUAGUUCGGAAUGACAGCAUGUUAGCUGUCCUGGACUGCCCAUUGCAAAGCGAGACAGUCAGAUGUUCAUCCUUACUGAGUGACAGCUGUCGGAUGUGGGAAAGGGCUGGCUGCUACUGACAGAACUCUGAAUGUGAAAUGCUGAUGCUGAAUAUUUAAAAUGUGACUAAUAUUCUGACAUCCAGGGAAUUUGCUCUCGUCCUCAUGUCUGGAAUUUGCUGAGGAGAAUUCAUUUCAGCUCUAAACUGAAUCAGCCCAUUUCCCAACUGAGUGUGUUGAAAUGAACAUCUCCUGUGGCACUCAGUUCAAAAUCAUGCAAAACAACCAGGGGAAAUUUCUGAUCCUUUUUUCCCCCUUCCCCUCCUUUGCUUCUCCUUGUGUCAGAUUAUGGCUUGCAGUUCUAUAGAAAAGAAGAUUAUUUAAUGGAGUCCAAUGUUCCUCAUAAGCACUUCACACAAAUAUAUCUGGCGCCUGAAGCUCACGCCACACCAAACUUUGAACCAACUCCAGUUGCAGAUGUGUACAGGUGAUGAUGAUCAUAAAUGGGUCUCCCCCACUCCCCUUUUUAAUGUAUAAUCGAAGUAAACUGUGUUACUAUAUGACGGAACAAACAUGGGGGGUUGCUUUUGUGUUGCUGGAAUUAUUCGCUGUUUUGCAAAUAAGCUGUGACUACUGUACUCCUGUUUUGGGACGUGGGUGGUGCUGUGGUCUAAACCACUGAGCCUAGGGCUUGCCAAUCAGAAGGUUGGUUGUUCAAAUCCCCACGACGGGGUGAGCUCCCGUUGCUCUGUCCCUGCUCCUGCCCACCUAGCAGUUCGAAAGCAUGUCAAAGUGCAAGUAGAUAAAUAGGCACCACUCCAACGGGAAGGUAAGUGGCGUUUCCAUGCGCUACUCUGGUUUGCCAGAAGUGGCAUAGUCAUGCUGGCCACAUGACCCGGAAGCUGUAUACCGGCUCCCUCGGCCAGUAAAGCGAGAAGAGCACCGCAACCCCAGAAUCGUCCGUGACUGGACCUAACGCUCAGGGGUCCCUCCACCUUUACUGUACUGCUGUAUGACAGAUUAUUCUUUCAUAAUCACACUGAAUGAGAGAAAGAGAAGGGACAAAGCAUUACUUCUGUGCCCCCAUCAGAUCUUCACGAGGCCACCCAGCAGAGCUUUUCCAAGUUUUUGAGGCCUUCUCUAACUCUGUUUCCCCCAGAUGAUGUUACUAAUCAAGUACCAUCAGUCCUAGCCAGUAUGACCAAUACAGCCGUACCUUGGAAGUUGAACGGAAUCUGUUCUGGAAGUCUGUUUGACUUCCAAAACGUUCAGAAACCAAUGCGCGGCUUCUGAUUGGCUGCAGGAAGCCAAUUCCUGAUUGCAGGAAGCUCCUGCAACCAAUCAGAAGCCAUGCCGGACGUUCAGAUUCUGAAAAUUGUUCAAAAACCGGAAUACUCACUUCCGGGUUUCAAUCUUUGGGGAGCCAAUUUGUUCAGGAGCCAAGGUUUUUGAGAUCCUAGGAUUCGACUGUAGUUGAGGGGGUUAGAAAUUGUAAGAUAAGAGCUUACAUCUAAGCCUUCAAGCAUAGUAUCUGAGCUGUUUUUAACUAGCAGUCUUAUGGGUUCUCUGCUUGGUCUGCUUUUAUUAUUCCAUUGAGUCUCCUUCUGUGUUUUUUUAUUGUUCUGUUUUAUUUAUUGUUAAUAUUAUGAAUAGCUAUUCAUCGUCCCAGAAGCAGCAUACUCGUUUUUCAAAGAACUGAACGACGUAGACUGAAGUGGCACAAUCUGGGAUCACUUGGCAGCACGAAUAAUUUGUCCCCAUUAUGGCAGGCAGUUCUUCAACCCUCUGAGGCCAUUUUGGGGAGGAAGAGCUUAAACUUAACAAAAACACCUGCGCUCGGUGUCAUCUGUUGCAUGUUUUGCACCCACAGCCUGAUAUGUGCUUCUUCAGCAUAUCAUCAGACUCGCCUCUUUGGAGGUGUGAAAAUGAGUGUAAUGGAUCAAGUCCUCUAAUGUUUGAUCCUCUUUUAGCAAUGCAUCAAGGUUAAUUCCCAUUUAGCAAGUUUCAAAGGAGUUUCGCAGAUGUUUCAUCUUCUUAGAUAUAAUGUCGCCAGAUACAAAAGAGGACAUGAGCUCCUGUGCCUUUAAAUUGCAUGGCAAACUAAAAACCCCUCUUUUAUGCAUGACUGUUAAAACUGCAGGAGCUCUGUUCUCCUGUAUGGUGAUGACAAUCAUCAGUCUUCUGAUUGUCAGCUGGAGAGUACAUCCACAUUUGUCCUGGGCAAUUUCUGAAGGUUCCUGGAGGCACUUCUAACAUGUGGUACUUUGUUUUACAUUUAUACAGUGGUACCUUGGUUCUCAAAUGCCUUGGUACUCAAACAACUUGGAACCCAAACACUGCAAACCUGAAAGAAAGUGUUCCGGUUUGAGAACUUUUUUCAGGAGCCGAACAUGCUCCGUUUUGAGUGCCACACUUCUGUUUUGAGUGUUACGCUUCCGAUUUGAGUGUUACACUUCCAAUUUGAGUGCCACACUGAGCUCUGUCUGUUUUUGCUAUUUAUUUUGCAUUUUUGUUUUUGCGGCUCUUUUUUGUUUGUUUUUGUGACUGUGUGAAAACCAGUUCAGCUACUGAAGGAUUGAUUGAUUGAUUGAUUGAUUGAUUGUGUGACUGUAGUACAUUGUUUACUGCUUUCAUUUUAUGGAUCAAUGGCCUCGUUAGUUAGUAAAAACCAUGUUAAAUUGCUGUUUUAGGGGUUGUUUUUAAAAGUCUGGAAUGGAUUAAUCCAUUUUGCAUUACUUUUAAUGGGAAAACACGCCUUGGUUUUGGAACGCUUUGGUUUUGGAACGGACUUCCAGAACUGAUUAAGUUUGAGAACCAAGGUACCAAUGUACUGAGGUUAAAGGGAACUUUAUUUCAUUAGCCAUAGGGCAUAACAAUGUUAUUUAUAAGGAAUGGGACCUAUACUUGGUUGAGUUCAUUCAGCGGGAAGAUGGCACACCAUCUGAAGUAGACAGAAGCACCUCACUAUACUAAAUAAUUGGCUUUCAUUUAUCCAUUCCAUUGUGACUUAUUUAAAGAUACUAGCCCCAAUCCACCUGAAAGUUGGCUGUUACUAAAGCUACAACCCUGUGCAUACUUUCAUGGGAGUAAGCCCUACUGAACAGAGUGAAACUUAUUUCUAGGUAGAUAUACAUAUAGUUGUGCCUUAAGUUCCGUUGAAAUUAAGCAAUCGUAAGCCAAAGUAUUGUUGCUUUUAAUGGGGCUUAAUCAUCAUGGCUAAGUUUAGCCAGAUGAGAGCUUUUUCAAAGUUGUCGCCUCUUCUUGGUAGUGGCCCCACAUCUGUGGAAUUAAAUUUUGCUUGAGAUUAGGCAAGCUCCACCUGUCGAUUGUUUGAAUGGGCUCUGAAGGUCAACUGCUUCCACUUUUCAAGACUGAUCUAAACCGAGCUGCAAAACGUUUUAUUCUUAGUUUACUGGGUCUUCAGGUUUAUGCUUGAGGAUUUGUGCUGGUUUUUAAGAUUAUUACGAAUUCCGGGUGUUUUAGAAAUUUUUAGAUAUGUUUUGCAUUGCAUGACGGUUGCUUAAUUUCGUCUUCGCAUGCUGCUUUGUCGAGUUUUUUCUCUUGAAAAUUGGCUCCUGCAUUUACAAACUAAACUAAUCAUUUUGUUUCCAAUGUUCUGCCACUGGUAAUGACUGAUCUCCAAUUUUGCAGCUAUGCCAUCAUUUUAAUCGAAAUAGCAACAAGAAGUGACCCCACCCUGGUAAGAUCUAUGAUGACUGGUACUUGACUGUUCUGCUCCAUUUGGGAAUGAUUUUGUGUGUUUUAAAAUUGUAGUGGUUUUGUUUGUUUUUGUAAUUGUAUACUUUAUUGUUGUAACCUUAUAAAUCUUAGAAAUCAAUAAUUCCAGGGUGUUUGGGGGGAGUUGGGAUUGUGGGAGACUGCUGUUGGGGGAAACAGUCAGAGAUAAGCAGUUAAUUAUUACUGAGCCCUCAGGUUCCCCCCCCCCAAAUGUUAUAUUUUCAUAUAUUUUGUGCAAAAUCUUGCAUAAUUUCCAAAUCAACUUGACUGGUUUUUCGGGUAAUUAAAUAUCUGUUUUUAAAUACUUGAGAAUUAGAGUGUUAUCUUGGUUUUGUUAUGCUGAGAAGGCCAGAAUGUUUGAGUCACACACCCUUGCUUGGGUCAUUUUAGAAUACAGUGGUACCUUGGUUUAUGAACUUAAUCCAUUCCGGAAAUCCAUUCUUAAACCAAAGCAUGCUUUCCCAUAGCAGCAGAGGACUCAAUUUACACUCAACAGGAAGCAGAACAUGUUCUGCUUCCAAGGCAAAGUUCACAAACCAAAACACCUACUUCCGGGUUUGCAGCAUUCUUAAUCCAAGUUGUUCAUAAACUAAGCUGUUCUUAAACCAAGGUACCACUGUACUCACAGAUUAGUGCUUCUCUAUUGACCUGUGAACCUUACCAGCGUACCUUACCACUUACCUUGAAACGAACAGCAUUCAAGUCAAGAGCUGUUGAACGAAUCUUCUUUUGUCUGAACUUGGGGUGUCCUCCUGGAUCCUAUAACAGAACCUCAAACUGUGUUGAAUUUGAGGUGAGGGUUUUUGCAAGAUCGUGAGAAGUGCUAGAACGGGUUGUAGGAAUUCAUUGAAAAGCAGAGUAUAGAUGUCUUUGGGUGGCCUGCUCCCAAGAGACUGCGAUCUCCUCAGAGUUAAAAACUGGCAGUGAUCUAACCCCCUUUUCGGGGGUUUAGGUCAAAGUUGUUGAGCUUUUCUUAGGAAGGAAAGCCCUGUUUUUGGGGGUUCAGGUCAAAGUUGUUGAGCUUCUUUGGGGGAAGCCAGUGAUCUACCGGUGAUCUACCACAGAGUUCCAGUGAUCUACCUGUUGGAUGUGCCUGCCUUAAAGCAACACACACACACACACACACACACACACACACACACACUUUCUUGAACAAAAAGGGGCAAUAUGUGAAAUUUUGCUGUGAAUAAAUGGCACCAAUGACAAAACUGGCGAUUCUAAAAUAUUAUUACUGUUAUCCUUUUAUUUGUUUAAUUUGUAGACUGUCCUUCAUCUGUAGAUCUCAGGGCUGUUCACAGCAUAAAAUGUAUUAUAUAAUAAUAAUAAUUUAUUAUUGUGACACCCAUCAGACUGGCUUGCCCCAAAGCAUGUGAUUUGAAAGCCAAUGUCUGUAGAGCACGCGACUCUUGCUGAUUUCUGUUCUAUGAUUACAAUCUCCUUAAAAAUAAAUAAAUAAAGGCAGUAUUUGUGUUUUCCAGAAAGAUGAUACACAAUCAGAGGAAUAUUCUUUGUGCCCCGCUUUGACAGAAUUAAUAUCAGAAAAAUCUGAGCAUGCCUGUCCCUGCCCUACAGAAUAUGUAGAGGUAAACCAAAUGCUAAUAUACUCCUGUCUUCUUUAUGGUGGAAGUAUUGUUGCAGAAGUGGACUGAAAUUGCGAGCUGGGAACUGCCUUGGCCUGCGGCUUAUCCAUUUAAUACCAGCUUGAUCUGCAGAAACCAGCAGGUGAAGUGUUCUGUGAUGAUGAGAUGAGCACUAUCAUCUGCUACUAUCAGUGGAUCAGGCUGCUGGGAAAAGUACAAGGGGUCUGUGAAAUGUUUGGCAAUUGUAGCAGACACGAUCCACGAUCCAUGUUGCCCUUGAAAGAAAGGGAAGGUUUCUUUUUCGCUUAAAAACAAAACACACAGAUGCAAGAAGGAGAAGAAGAAGUGGGAAGUUUCCAAUUCCUCCUCCAAGACUCUGCAGAACAAUGUGUGGCUUUAAUAUUCCUUAAAAAUAGUAUUAUUCUGACAAACUGAAAUGUCAGCUUGUCUCACAAAAACAGAAUGCAGUAAAUGAUGCUUUUAAUAUGCAGCUACUGGAGUUUUAUGACUUCCUGUGGUUAUAAACUGUCAGAUCCAUGAUCGUAUUUAAUAGUCGUUGUGCUCUAGCUUCUGCAUUUGAAAGGUGGCUGUCAAUGAGCCAAAAUAUGUGUCUGGAGGGGGGAAAGUCUGUCUAGUUUAAAAGAAUUCAAGCGUCACCUUGUCAUUUUAGUUUGUCUGCAUGGGGAAAAACAGAUUCGGGGAAGCCAAGACCACUCCCCCUUCUUCCUUGUUUCUUUCAGAUUACUCUAGAGCAGGGUCUCCAACUUUUAAAGACUUUUUUUAGCUGUUUAAGACCACAAUUCACAUCAUCCCUGACCCCUGGUCCUGCUAGCUAGGAAUGCUGAGAGUUGCAGUCCAAAAACAGCUGGAGACCCAAGUUUGGGGAAUCCUGCUCUAGAGUAACUACUUUGGAAGAUCUAUCUACAUUGUAUCUGUAGAUUUUCUCCUAUAGAGGGCACUACAACUAGCUAAUUGAACUCACGUUUUUCCAAAGUUUGAUGAUUAUUGGCUUGCGGCAACACAGAUGUGGGCUUUUUCUCUGGUGAUGUCAAGGUUGUGGGAUGCCCUCCCUGCUAAAAUAAGAGCGUCACCAUCAGUGUUGGCAUUCUGAAGACAAGCAUUCCCCUGAACUUAACUUCUGAUUCUGUCGUUUUCAUUGUUGCACUUUUGAAUGGUUUGUUUUGCAUGGGCAGGCGGAGUCCCCCCAACCCCAAGCAACCUCUGAGCGGAAUAAUGACUCAAGACAACAUACUAUGGGAUUAAAAUUGGCCACAACUUUAUUAAGUUUCAGAUGUAGGGAGACCUUGGCUCAGGCAUUGGGCAUUUAUCCUUCCCAGUCCCCAGCCGGGGAUCUGGGAGACUUCAGGGUUAUCCAGAAUGUGUGGGGAUUGGGCUGGCUCUGGAGAACAUAUGUUCAAGCAGAGAGCCUGCCCCCCGUUUCGCCGCCGUUGGAGGCAACCUCUUGGCGUAUGGCCAUUGCCUUCCUCCCCCCCAAGACCCCUUUAAUGGGAACCCUGGUAUCACCGCCUCAAGGGGGGCGUGGGUCACAGCUUCACGGCUCCCCCCCCCCAUUUAGGAAGAUAAACUAAAGGAUUCCACCCAAGGCCUGAAACCGCCAAAGUUGUGACAUUUUGCUAUGGGAAAGGCAAAACCUGCCAAUGCUGGAAAAUUCCUUUCCGGCCCUUCAACAGUGACCAUGACGUAGCAGCGCCUGUGUACCUGUGGAGAAGAGGUUAACCUGCAAAAGAAGACUUAACUGAGGGAGGGAAGGGUGGGAGAAGCUCGGGAGCCGACUGACGCUUCGCAGGUAGGAUUCACCUUCUGUUGUGUGGGCAGGGUGGUCCCUCCCCUUACCUGGCCAAUCCCCUGGCAAUGCCCCCCCAGGCGGGAUUGGGCGAUUGGCUGAGGUAGGCGGAGACCUCCAGGUAUCCAGCCUGGGGAGAAUGAAGCCAGCCCAAACUACCAGGAGCCGCACUGGGAUCCGGGGGGCUGCGUGCGACCACGCAAAAUGCGUCCCCCAUUUGAUGUGGGGAGCGGUCAUUACUGUAUAUUUGAAUUAAGGCUGUUUUAAUGUCCCCAUGGACCUGUUGCUGUGCAUUUUAAUUAUGUAUUGAUUUUAUAGCUGCAAGACCACUUGGGAGCCACUUGGACAUACAAGUGGUAUAUAAAUUAAUAAGCAGUAAUAAUACAUUUUGAUAAAGUGUUGAGCCUAUUCUGGCAACUGGCGGUGAUUAAGAGAUGCUGACUGGCGGAGGCCAGAACCUCAUUUGAGCUGGAAGGAGUGACAUAUUAUCCUGUAUCUUUUUCUUUUUCUAAAUUGUAUUUUAUCAAGUUUCCAAAGUUUCACAUAUGCACUUCAAUACGUAGUAAGUUUUUCUUUUCUUUUGUCGACUUCCCACCCCCUGUUAUUUCUUCCCCUCUGCUGAACCCUACUUUCUAUCUCUUAUACCAUAACAACAAUACUAUAAUCUCUAAUUCCUUCUGUUGCUCAUAGUGCAAACCCUGCUUGCGAAUUCAUCAUAGUAUAAUAGUUCUUUAAAUAGUCUGAGAAAGGCUUCCAUUCUUCCAUAAAGCAAUCAUCAUCAGGUUCUCUUAUUUUAACUGUUAGCUUCGCCAGUUCUGCAUUGUCCAUUUUCUUACUUAUCUAUUCAUGUUUGGUGGGAACUUCUUCCUUCCAUUUUUUGUGCAUAAAAAAAUCCUAGCUGCUGCUGUUACAUACAUACAGUGUUUUUUUCUGGGGAUACGCAGGGGUACGCAUACCCCUAAACAUUUUGUGAAUCUAAGUUUGGCCUCAUUAAGGGAAAGUAUUUCAAUAUAAGUAGGAAAAUGCAAGUACCCCUAAACAUAUUUUUUAGAAAAAAGCACUGCAUACAUAAACAGCUUAAACAACUUUUUUGGAACUUCUGUCCCCAUAAUAAUAAUAAUUUAUUAUUUAUACCCCGCCUAUCUGGCUGGGUUUCCCCAGCCACUCUGGGUGGCUUCCAACAAAACACUAAAAUACAAUAACCUAUUAAACAUUAAAAGCUUCCCUAAUAAUAAUCCCUAAGAGAAAAGCUUCAGGAUUGUUUUUGUUUUUUGUUAUAAUCACUUUGAACAUCUUUUUUUAUCUCAUUAUAUAUCAUUUCCCAAAAUACCCAUGCUUUCUUACAUAUGAAAAAAGAUUCAGCUACCUGUUUACAUUUCCAGAAGUCAUUAGAAACCUUCUUAUACAUGUUAGGCAAUUUGCUAGGUGUUAGAUACCAUCUACACAUCAUUUCCAUAUAAUUUUCUUUCAAAAUAAAACAAGCAUUUGCUUUCAUAUCAGCUUUCCAUUUCAGCUUUUCCCGUGCAUCCCCUUCUAUAUUACCGUAUUUUUUGCACCAUAACACUCACUUUUUUCCUCCUAAAAAGUAAGGGGAAAUGCCUGUGCAUGUUAUGGAGGGAAUGCCUAUGGGUGGCAUGCCUACGGAUUUUCCUCCUCUAAAAACUACAUGCGUGUUAUGGUCAGGUGCGUGUUAUAGAGCAAAAAAUACAGUAUGUCCUAAAUCUUCUUUCCUUCUUGCAGCUGAUCAGGAGGUGUAGGAAAAGCAAUCCAGCGCAAAGGCUUACCUUUGAGCAAGUCAGGAAGUUGCUGCAGAAGAUGAACCCAAACAAAGUUAGCCCAGUUGACAUGAUGAUGACUUUGGUAAGAAUCGUUCUUAGUUGGACUUGAAAGGACAACUCUUGGAUGUGCUUGAAGCACAUGAAAACGUUAUUUAGGAAUGCAUAUUCUGUGUCACUUGUUUGAAGACAGUAAGGUGGCAGUAAGGAAAGAGGGCUUAUGGUUUUAUGAAUUAGCAAAGAUUCACACCUGCCAAUACCAAGGCAUAGUUCCUCAUCGUUAUCUCUGUACAACAGACAUUGUGCAGAAGCAUUAUGCUCAUAAAACUAAUGAGGAUGUGAAGGGCGGGUACUUCUUGCAAGGGGGAUCCAAUGGACAGGAAAGAGGUUGCUUAACCAUUUCUACACCCACUGAUACUCCUCUAUAUAUGUUUAGGGGAGUUUUUAAUCUUUGAUGUCUUAUCAUGUUUUUAAUCAUUCUGUUGUGAGCCACCCAGAGUUGCUGGGGAAACCCAGCCAGAUGGGCGGGGUACAAAUAAAUUAUUAUUAUUAUUAUUAUUAUUAUUAUUAUUAUUAUUAAUUCCAGGCUAUUUUAAUAGUUCCCCACUCCAUCCCAGCUUGCCUGUGAACUGGAAGUAAGUCUACCUUUGGCAGACUGGUGGAGGUUGCAUUUGGCUUUCAAUUUGCAAAUGCUCUCAGGCAUCUUUGAAUCGUGACAUUAGGGUAUCUCCAAGUUCGUUCUGUUUUGUUGCUGAUGGCUUGUGGGCCUAGCUAUGCAAGGUUGUCUCACAGGCCUUUGUGCAGAAGUCUGGUAGCAACGUCAGCGGCUGGUAAAUGCAGUGCCCAUUAUCUGACACAGAACGUCUGACGGGGUUGCUUGCGUUGAAUACAUUUUUGUUCUGCCUUCCUAGAUGGAGAAAUACAGCAAACACCUGGAGGUGUUAGUAGCAGAACGGACUCAGGACUUGACACAUGAAAAGCAGAAGACAGACCGCUUGUUGUAUAGUGAGUGAUUCGCACCAAUGGGAAUACAGAUUAUUCUGAUAUAAAGGAAAAGGGACCCCUGACCGUUAGGUCCAGUCGGAGACGACUCUGGGGUUGCGGUGCUCAUCUCGCUUUAUUGGCUGAGGGAGCUGGUGUACAGCUUCCAGGUCAUGUGGCCAGCAUGACUAAGCCGCUUCUGUCAAAGUGCAAGUAGAUAAAUAGGUACCGCUGUGACGAGAAGGUAAACGGCGUUUCUGUGUGCUGCUCUGGUUUCGUCAGAAGUGGCUUAGUCUUACUGGCCACAUGACCCGGAAGCUGUACACCGGCUCCCUCGGCCAGUAAAGCUAGACGAGCACCGCAACCCCAGAGUCGGCCACGACUGGACCUAAUGGUUAGGGGUCCCUUUACCUAGUGUUUCUUGUAUCUCUUAUAUAUUCUAUAUGGAAUUCGAAUUGCAGUGCAACAAAAUACAAUGUAAGGAAUUAAAACAGCAAUAGAAAUAUAAUAGAAAAUCGUACCACACCGAGGGCAGGGAACAACAAUUGCUACACCAGACCGAAAAAUAACAAGUGAUCUGCUAAGACUCUUAGCAUUUUUCAAGUGGUCCCAUUGGGAGAGUGGGGAGAGUUUGGCAACCACCGCUCAAAGCAGUAGAGCAUUUCCCCCCGCCAUGAUUAUUUUCAGAGUGGUCCCAGGGACCUCAGGCUACCCAUUCGACCGCAGUUUUAAAAGCAGAGGAUUUUGAGAAAAGAAUCCCAACAGAUGAGAGUGGAUAGUAUGAAGGAAAAGAUAAAGAUAGAGAGAACCCGAUGAAGUGCACUGUUAAAAAUAAAAAUCUAAAUAAAAUACAUAAGUAAGAGCCAAAGAAAUUCUCAAAGAUAGAAAAGAACCAGGUUGGGGUGGGAAGAGGAAUGAUGUGAAUGUCUGAAUAGGACUUUACAUUUCUGUGUCCUGAAUCAACUGAGAGUUUGGGUAGGUAUCUGCUUACUGUGGGAGAUUUCAUACCAGUGGAAUCAAGCUAAAUUGAGAAGACCAGUUCCAAGAGCCUGAUGUCAAUAUAUAUCUGCUGCUUUCUGGUCAGUGGAUGCAUUUUAUCUUGUCGUUACUGUAAAUGCAUGUAUUGGCCAGGUAUAGGAUUCCACUGUGAAAUCACUUUGUAUUUAUUAAUACAGGUUGAGUUUUAGUGGGUACUUUGCGUUGGUAAUAAUGGCUUUUGUUUGUUAUACAAAACAGGCAUGUUGCCAAAACAGGUAGCUGAUGAUUUAAGACAAGGAAAGGCAUCACAGGCCCAAAGUUACAUAAACUCCACUGUGUUUUUCAGGUAAGUAGGACUGAACCCAGCAGCAAACCACUACUUAGCCUUUGUGUGAAUAGCUUUUUCAGAGACGUCAAGGUGCGGUUGAUACCAUGGCGAGAUACGUUUUUAUUCUUCGUGUCCUUCCACAACUGUCUCUGCAGAUAUAUCGAAGCUGAGUGUUGCGGAAAGGUGAAACUCUUGGGGAGCACAGCCUGCAGCUGUUCUGCAAAAAACAUGUGCAUUUUGGUGUGACUGCCAUGGGUGCUUGUGAAGAGCAGCACACUCCUUCUCCAUCUCUAACGUUUAGCACAUAUCUGAUAUGAUGAUGAUUUAUUUACAUGACCAUAUUCAUGGUGAUGAUUGAUUUGUUCACAUAUGCAUUCCUUGUAGGUCUCUGAAAAUAUUUUUUAAAAAAUAAAUUGUAGAUGCAUUUAGGAAUUAAAUUAACUAGACGUAAAGAUUCAUGUCAUCUCGUCUAAGCAAUGUCAACACUGCAUUGUGUUGUUUGAAUCUAGGAGAAGUGGCUGCAACAAGGAAGUCUUUUGCCCCCUUGGUAGCAAAACUUCCCUUCCCAUUACACGUGUGUUGAUAAAGCUAUUGUUGCCGUAUCAAGAGUUUAGUGCCAUGUUAACUGUGCAGGGAAAGUUGUUCUAAUUAUGCUAGAUAAUAACCUGUACACUGCUUUUUAUGAAAGAAUUUUUGUUCCUCUUUUUUUCUUUCUGCCUUUGAGAGAGUCAUCAUCAUUUAGGAUUUGUCUGAAAUGCUUCAUGCAUUCAGCAAGCGAGCCCAUUAAAAUUCUGCAGAUUAAUGUCUACUGAUUUAUGCUUACAUCUGCUUGUCUGCAGAUGGACAAGAUUUAUACACGACAGGAUGGACAACACAAAGAUUUAUUUGCCCAACAGAUGUAACUCUAACGUAUAGAUAAGAGAUUAUGUACUCCUCUUGUAAAUGAAGUUUGAUUGGUAUCAGAGCAGAUUUUGUGAGGGUACGAGGCAGCUCUUUUGUCCCAAUGAAUAUACUUUAAAGAAAUAUCAAGAUCCUUGCAUGGAUUCCCCUCCCCAUUCAAAGUCCAGUAAAUGAUUUCUGCUUCUACCAUUAAAAUUAAUGGAAAGGUCUUAUUGGCAGGGGCGGCCCAUAUGAAGCCCUUUCAGCUGCAACAGACUGGGGAAACAUAAUUCAAAUAUUUUUUUCACCAGCGCUUUAUAAAGGAAUAUUAUCUUCCACUCCCCCAACUUACUAAAUUUACAUGGUGCAAUUGAAAACUGCAAAAAUAAUUAUUGUAGGGAAUCAGCAGAGUGGAGGAGGUGGAGGAGGAGAGCGCUGCUCAAAUAUGCAGAAUUCAAAAUGUAAUGUGCCAUCAAAAUGUGUCAGCAUCAAAAUGUUUUCCAAAAUCCUUCGACUCACAUUUAAGUCUUGUUCUUCCUUGCCAGUGACAUUGUUGGCUUCACUCAGCUUUCCAGCACCAGCACGCCUUACCAAGUGGUUGACUUCCUAAACAAGCUCUACACCACCUUUGAUGAAAUCAUAGACAAUUACGACGUCUACAAGGUGGAAACUAUUGGAGAUGCCUGUGAGUGCUUCAAAAUAACAUUGUCAUCAUCAAUCUUUAUUACGGUCCAGAGAGCCAACAAAUCGUUACAAAGCAAUACACAAUUCAUACAGCCUACCUCCAGGUUAAGGGACGCGGGUGGCACUGUGGUCUAAACCACAGAGCCUAGGGCUUGCCAAUCAGAAGGUCGGCGGUUCAAAUCCCCGUGACGGGGUGAGCUCCCGUUGCUCGGUCCCUGCUGCUGCCAACCUAGCAGUUCAAAAGCACGUCAAACUGCAAGGAGAUAAAUAGGUACCACUCCAGCGGGAAGGUAAACGGCAUUUCCGUGCGCUGCUCUGGUUCGCCAGAAGCGGCUUAGUCAUGCUGGCCACAUGACCCGGAAGCUGUACACCGGCUCCCUCGGCCAAUAAAGCGAGAUGAGCGCCGCAACCCCAGAGUCGGCCACGACUGGACCUAAUGGUCAGGGGUCCCUUUACCUUUACCUUACCUCCAGGUUAAACAAGCAUUUUGUUCAGAAUAUAGGGAUCAUUGGUUCUUACAACCACCAAUAAAAACUUUGCCACUGCUAAUGUUAUAGCGUUUGUCCGGUCUUCCAAUAGGAACCUGACAUAGUGAGCCUCUGAUUUUCCUGGGAAAGGUACCAGCAAGGGUAAUAUCAGUUCAGCCCUGCCUUGCUCAUAUUUUGCACAGUGCAACAAAAUAUGUUUUAUGGAAUCGGUGUCUUGAGCACACGAGCAAAGUCUGUCCUGGUCGGGAACCCCUCUCAACCUGCCAUCCAACACUGCAGAAGGAAAGACGUUUAGUCUGGCUUUGGUGAAAAGCCUUUGAUAGUUUGGUACUGUCAGGUUUUUAAUGUAAGAUUAAAGACAUGCCCAUAUUGUACUCCUACUGCCAGCGGACUACAGACUGCGUGUGAUCGAGAUCGCAAGUCACUGUGUGCAUUAUCCCAUAAUCUUUGCUUUAACGUCUUUAGGGGGCCUUCAUAACCCAGGUAAUACAGUUGUGGGGAGUGACAGACCAAUAGAGGUGGCUUUUUUAGCCUUGGUUUUCUGCCAUUUGCUGACAAAUUUCUCAUUGGUCAGGUGAUGGUACAAACCCUUCCCUAGAUCAAACACUGAAAUCCUGAGCCAAUGGUUUAGGGCAGCCCACCACGCUUUAGUUGAAAUUGGGCAUUCACCAGCUUCUAACAGAAGUAUGGAGUUGGGGACACAGUUGGGUACCUGCAGCAGAGAUCGUAGAAAUUUUGCCUGGAAGCCAUCUAGCUUUGGCAGGUCCCCAUUAUGCCAGACAUUUGCAGCGUACAGGAGUUGGGAAACGGGUUUUGCGUUGAAAACCCUUAAGGCUGCUGGAACAUAUACAACAUUGUUAGUCCUUCCAGGGUCCUUUUUAUUCUUUCCAUUCCUCACCAAUUUCUUGAAAGGUGAAAGAAGAAAAAAGCAGGCAUCCGAGUAAAUGAAAACGGGCGUUGAACUCGAGCGGCUACAUUUUGCACGCUGGGACAAUAAAAUCACAAGCAAGGGAUAACCUUUGUUGGCUAACUUACUUGUUGUCAGGCUCGGGGAAUUCUAUCCCUCCCCCGGUGUCAGCUCGAAACAGGAAAAAAACGGAGAGCCCUUAGUCUAUGAGUUUAUUUAAAACCUCACAGUGAGAGACAAAGAAAUUCAGUCAGCCUCCCAUAAUGGCGUUGCUCCAACUGAGCUCCUCCCUCUUCCCUUCCUAGCAACAUCACUUCCCCUUAUGGUAGCCGUCAGGGACUAAUUGUCUCUGAGUCCUUUGCUCUUGCACCCUCAAGGAACGCCGAGUUCUAGGAGAAGGGGGGUCAGAAAUACUCUCCAGUGAUAAUGUGUCUGCUGGCUCUGGCUCUCCCCUCCCUUCUUCUAACACUGCCCAACUUUUCUGUUCAUCUAUCUCUGAGCUGUGACCUUCCUCAAACUCCUGCUGCAUUCCUCUUCUCUUGCAGCAUCAGGAGAAGGGGAGGGUGACCCCCACAAUUCCUCCUCCAAUCUCACCUUCUUGAGUCCAAUCCCUGGCAGUGGGCUUCACAAGAGCAUCUAGUUGGCCACUGUGAGAACAGGGUGCUGGACUAGAUAUAGCAGACUCGUCUCAUGUUCUUGUGUUCUUACGGUUAGCUGAUCUGAGGGACGUCCCCACUACGCUCUCCACGCUAGACUACUCCCUGCAAUAAGGAAAUAGUAAUAUGAGGAUCCACUGCACGCUUCUGAUCCCUGGCUGCUUUGAGCACUUGAAAUGUGCUAUAUAAAUGCAAAGCCCUUUUCUCUGUCUUCUUCAGAAUGCAAAGCCCUUUUCUCCGUCUUCUUCUUCUUCUUCUUCUGUUCGUCUGUCUCUGUGCUGUGACCUUCCUCAAACCACUGCUGUAAUUCAUUACUCCUUUCCUCUUCUCUGGGAGUGUCGGGAGAAGGGGGGAAUGAUCUCCACCAUUCCUCCUUUCCUUCAGUCCAGUCCCUGUCACUUGUCCUGUGUAGUAUUAGUGGGCAAAAACAAAAGCUGAAAGCCAGAACAUCCCCAGUCCCCCCCCAAAAAUUUUUAAAAGUUUUUAUUGGAUAUUACAUUUUUAUCACAUUGCCACAUAUCUAAUCAUCAAAAUCAAUGAAAUACAUUUCCCCAAUUCCACCACCCCCCCAACUUCUCUCAAUUUCCUUUUCUGGUUUUUCUCACCGAAAUUAACCCCUGCCUGCUUUCAAAUAUUUUACAUGUUAUCUCCAUAUUGAUAAUUAUUAUCUCUGUUGUUAAUUGUAAAUGUUUACUCAAACCCUGAUGGUGUGUUUAGAUCUUUACAUUGUUUCUGUAAAUACAACAUAAACAGUUCCCAAUCUUUCUUAAAUUAUCUAUUGUCUUUGUCUCUGAGUCUUUCUGUUAGCUUCACCAUUUCUGAAUAUUCCAUCAAUUUUUGUAGCCAUUCUUCCUUUGCUGGUAUUUCUUCACUUUUCCAUCUUUGGGCUAAUAACAUCGUGGCCGCAGUUAUAGCAUACAUAGUUUCUUCUUUUCUCUUGGUAAAUCUUGACCCAUAAUGCCUAAUAAAAAAGUUUCUGGUCUUUUAAUAAAAGUCAAUUUAAACAUUUUCUUAACUUCAUUAUAACUCAUAUCCCAAUACUUCUUAAUCAAUUUGCAGUUCCACCACAUAUGGAAAAAGCUGCCUGUCCUCAGUCCUAAUUUGACCUCAGCCCAAGCUCACCAGGAAAAACAAUGUUUCUUUACAUUUGCCCAUAUCUGCAUAAUAAGAGUUGAUCAUCAUGGCCAACCUUACAGAGAUGCUGUAACACUUGCUGAAGUAAUGUAUGCAGAGUGCUUUGAACAUUUAAUAAAUGUUUAUGGUUAUUUUUCCUACACUAAAAUAUCCCUUCAUGAAUAGGUUUCCCAUAAAUUAUUUCCGGUGCCCCAAGGAAGUUGUCCUGUUAGUGUGUAGACUUGCAAUGGGACAUCUCCCAAAUCUGUUAUGGCUUUCUUCCCAGCCUCCAGAGCAGAUUUGGUGGGUGCAGGGGCAUCUUCGGGGGGGGGGUAGGAGAAGAAGAUGCUGUGCCAAGUUUACUUUCUGCAAGUCCCCUCCCCCACCAUUAAAGAACAAAAACAAGAAAGAUUUGUGGCACCUUAAAAAUGAAACCUUUAUUUUUCAGAAUCUGUGGCAGGAGCUUUUGUAGGUGAGAGCCUACCUCAUCAGGUGCACAAAUUGGAAACCUAGACGGCUUGGUGUAGAGAGAAGUAGAUUUUUCUUUUACAAAUUGAAGCCAAGAGGUCAAGCGAUGCAGAAGAUGUAGGUGUAACUCGGGAAUUUGUAAACAGAACACAAAAUAAUACAGAAUCCAGCCAGGCAAAGACUCUCAUAUAUGAGAGGUCAAUGGCUUGGAUCUAAACAGCCUAGGGAAGAGCAAAAUAGCUGUGAUCACCUCCUUGGGGCUUGGCAUGUUUGCAUUAAGCCAUGGCUUGGCUUAGCAUGGCAUGUACAUAUGGCCCAGUCAUUCCAGUUCAACCAUCUUCAGGUGAGCUGUUGCCGUUUCUUCUUCCAAAGUUCGGACACGAGCGAUGGUAAUAGCGAUAUUGAGCCGAUGCCGACCUCGGUGAAUAUUCCCAUUAAUUUUUUUCCUAGACAUGGUGGUGUCAGGAGUGCCCAGAGAGAAUGGCAUUCGCCACGCCAGCGAGAUUGCGAGUAUGGCUCUGGACCUGGUCUCGGUGUGCAAAACGUUUAGGAUCCCACACAAGCCCAACACCCAGCUAAAGAUUCGAGCAGGGAUCCACUCAGGUAUGAGGGUGCACUGUGCCAGGGAGAAAUGUUGACUCUGCAAAAGUGGGAUGUGGGUAUAAAGGAGAAUUAAAGUAGGUUGCCCUCAUUCAGGACCGGGGAAGGUGUGAAGCUUGCCCUCUUAAGGCUGUGUCCACUCAUAGCCCUUGUUGGUGAUGGCCAGGUUGUGGUGGAGACAGACUAGAAAGAAGUGCAGAACUACAUCCCAUUGUGGGAAAGAGACGGGUUCUCAUGUUGCUUUUUGAAGCGGUAGUUCUGACUCACUUUCUGAGCUAAUCUAAACAGGGUAGCAGUAAUUGAUGGAAAUAUACCGUACUUUUCCGUGUAUAAGACUAGUUCCCCCCCCCUUUAAAAUAAUGCCAAGAAGUGGGGGUCGUCUUAUACAUGGGAUGUGCAUAGAGUGGACGUCUUAUUGAUUGCUGCUGUGGCUGUCAGUGGCUAUCGUGUGUGUCAUUAGUUGCUGCAUCAAUGGGAAUGGGUGUUGUUGAUUGGCCGAUGCUGCGGCAAUAGGGCAGGCGAUUUGCAGGCGAGGGGAGAGAUGGGAAGGCGGAUUUUGCAAUGUGUGCAGGUGAGCGAUUCUCAGCAUCCCCCCCCCAAAAAAAGCUCAACCAUCCUCAGUAAUCCACCCUCCCAAAAAAACUCAACAACUUUUUAGCAUCUCCCCCCUUUUUCUGAAAUUUCAGUCCUCCAUAAUAGGGGGCAUAUUAUACAUGGGGAUGUCUUAUAGACAGAAAAGUACGGUAUAUAUUUAUUUAUUUCGGUCAAUAACCAGUUGAAAUGGAUGUGGGAACAGCAACUGGUCCUCCCUCUUCCCAGGAAUGAAGGAACGUGAAAUAUACUCGGAGUCGAGAGUGGAUUUCAUGCUCUUUAUUCAGCUCAUAGUGGUGAGGAGGAAUGGAAGUUCCCCCACAAUAUCUGCUUUAUAUACAUUAUUUACACAAUGGGCUGCACGUGAUUGGCUAAUUCCAGGAUUCUCCUGUAGGCCAAUCAGGUUGUGGAUUCACUUCCACCUGGAGCUGGAUUGGGUGGCUCCUGCAGACCAAUCAUACUGCUGCAUUGUUCUAGGACCAAUCAGACUGCUGCAUUCUGAAUCCUAUUGUUCUAGGACCAGUCAGACUGUUGCGUUUUGGAUCCUAUUGUUCUAGGACCAAUAAGAUUGCUGCAUUUUGGAUCCUAUUCAACUCAGUACAUAACAGAACGAUUUGCACGUAUCUCGUGCUCUUAACUUAGAGUGCCCAUCACGAACAAAUGCACUUCUGUGGAAGAAGCCUCUCAUUAUGAUAGCCUACAAAUCUCAACGGCCGUUAUCUGCAACUCCAUCAGCUAAGCUCCCCCACCCACUUCAUCUCCAAGUCACACCAGACAUUUAAAGCACUCGUAUGUCACUUUGACAGCUAGAGUUUCCCCCAAAGAAUCCUGGAUACUGUAGUUUGCUAGGCUGCUGACCCUGCAAGACCUGUAAUUCCCAGCAGCUCCUCAGCUUCUCCCUGAGUGACAUAAGAGUGCUUCAGAUAUAUGGUGUUGAUGUGACCAACAUUGCCUUUCUUCACACAGAAAACUUUCCCUGCCACUUUCCUCCCUGUGCUGUUCCUUGUUCUUUUUUUGCAAAUGUUGUACUGCUUUUAUAUUUUAAUAGAGUGAACCCACACAGAAAUGGUAAGCCCUGACUGUUAUCUCUGAUACUGGGGUGAACUGCAAAUAAACUCAAGUCAGAAAGGAUCCUUGGAUUGGCUUUGGGUUGUUGUUUUUCCCCUUUCUCUAGGGCCAGUUGUGGCAGGAGUUGUGGGAACAAAAAUGCCCCGGUACUGCUUAUUUGGGGACACCGUCAACACAGCCUCCAGGAUGGAGUCCACCAGUGAAGGUAACAAAAACAGCAGCAACUGGCAAAUCUCUGUGAGAAUUAAUGAAAGAUGAGCUGAUGACAUUUCAGGUGGGCCACUGCAGAGAUCUAGGGACACGGGUGGCACUGUGGGUUAAACCACAGAGCCUAGGACUUGCUAAUCAGAAGGUCGGCGGUUCGAAUCCCCGCGAUGGGUGAGCUCCUGUUGCUCGGUGCCUGCUCCUGCCAACUUAGCCGUUCGAAAGCACAUCAAAGUGCAAAUAGAUAAAUAGGUACCGCUCCAGCAGGAAGGUAAACGGCUUUUCCGUGCGCUGCGCUGGUUCUCCAGAAGUGGCUUAGUCAUGCUGGCCACAUGACCCGGAAGCUGUACGCUGGCUCCCUCGGCCAAUAAAGCGAGAUGAACGCCGCAACCCCAGGGUCGGUCAUGACUGGACCUAAUGGUCAGGGGUCCCUUUACCUUUACUACUGCAGAGAUACUUAUGUUUUUGUGUUGAUUGGGGUUGAGUGGGUGAGACCAAAGCAGGUGGAUUAGUUUCCCCUCUUUCGGCCACUCCUUUCCCUCUCCCUCUUUUUUUAAACACUUCUCAAGAUUCCUUGGGGUGGAGUUUACAUGCAUGGUGUGUACUCAACCCAAGUCUUUGCCCUCUUCACUGUGAUAGCCCCUCAUCUUUCUGUUCUCCAGGCUAAACAUACCAAGUUCAUCCAAUCUUUCUGCCUAGUUCUUUCUAGCACUGACCAUCUUUGUUGCUGUCCUAAGCAAGACUGCAUGGAAUUGUCUUUGCGGGGUGGAAGGGUCAAGUUUUCCAACAUUUCUCCAGUGAAAAUAGGGAUGCCCAGUGAUAUUUUUUCUAGAAAAAGAGGUGCCGGAACCAGGGCCGGAUUUAGGUUUGAUGAGGUCCUAAGCUACUGAAGAUAAUGGGGCCCUUUUGAUGUCCAGCUGUCUUUUGCCAACAACAAUUUGCCGCUGUUUUUUGUGUUGAAUAUAUGCUAUAUGGUAAUUUAUGGACCUAAUAGGUAUCUAAAGCCACUUGCACAUAACAAAUAGGAGCCUACACAACACAAAACACUGUUGUUGUAUGUAGUUUUUAUUUUAUUUGUUUUUUAUCUUAUAUUUUAGAAAUGUACAUCCAGGUGUUUUUUCUUUAAAUUUUUUUGGCGGCCCCAAGAGAGUGGGGCCCUAAGAUAUAGCUUGUUUAGCUUAUACAUAAAUCCAGCACUGGCCAUAAUUCACCUCUGGCACCUCCCUUGUUCUCUUAGAAUGGCGCCCACCUGAGAGGUGCCAGAACUGAAUUCCGGUAAGUUCCGGCAGGAAAAAAAGCCUGGGGGGGUACUUCAUACUCUCCAACAUUUCUCUGAUGAAAAUAGGGAUGUCUUAAGGAAAAGCAGGACAUUCCAGGGAUCCCAUCAGAAAUAGGGACAAUUUCUCUACUGGCCAACGGACUGUACUUGAAAAACAGGGACACUUGGAGAGUCUGAACUUGUCAACAGCUAUAAGGAGAUGGGAAACACUAUCAUUAAUUCUUAGUUGACACAGUCAUGGACACAUUCCAAAAUGCCUCAGGCAGAAGCCACAGACCUCAGAGUUCGCCUGUGAGUCCACUGGCAGGACUGUAGCAGCAAAUGGCAGAAACGAGAUUGGGGGAGAGAUAUCUAUGUCUAAGAGGCCAUUGCUCAGUUUCUACAGCAAGUUUUUCUUUGAAAAGGGAAGCAGGGCUCAUAACAGUGCUGUAGCUGAAUGUCUCUUUUCCUUCUAGCCCUCAAAAUACAGUGCAGUUCAAAUACAUACCAGCUGUUGGAACAGAUUGGAGAGUACAUAUUGGUGUGCCGGGGGAAUUUGCAAGUCAAGGUAAAUAGGAAACGUUUGUGUUCAGGCUUUCCCGAAGGGGAAAUGAGUGGCAGUCCUUUGGAAAGCUUUUGCUUUAACCCCUUUGGAUUGGCUGGCCUCGAGUCUGCUCUGAAUCUUGAGCAUCAUUCAUUUCUGGUCUGCUCCUUAGGGCACAUUUGCACUGUGUAAAGUGACUCAAGUCUUAAUGCCUCUCCCAAGAAACCCUGGGAACAGCCGUGAUAUUGAAAGUUACCAGCCUAGGGCCUAAUUUCUGCCUAAGUUCUCCAGGACCUAUUUUUAUCCUGAAGACUUGAAGUCCCAGAAGAUGCAAAGCUGUAAUAUAGAGGAAAGUGGGUUUGAGCAGAGUUUCACCUCACCAGUGGGUAACUAGAACAUCUAUGCUUAUUCCAGUGCAGAUGGAAAGUGCAAACAUAUUUCUGUUAGGGCCGCCUCCAGCUUUGAAUUUUUAGCCAAUUAACCACUGGCCUUUUUGCAGUUUGAUUAAAUAUACAUAUACGUUUCUGAGAUACUGUGUUUCUGAGGUACUGCAGAAAGUAUGAGGCAGGCAUAGGCAAACUCGGUCCUCCAGAUGUUUUGGGACUAUGAUUCCCAUCAUCCCUGGCCACUGGUCCUGUUAGCUAGGAAUCAUGGGAGUUGUAGUCCCAAAACAUCUGAAGGACCGAGUUUGCCUAUGCCUGGUAUAAGGUAACAGUCCAUUUAGUAAACAAAAGCUGCCACUUAUGGGUCUGGUUUGCAUGUAACACUAGGCUAUGUAACACUAUGGUUUGUGCUGGCAGCCUGUGGGAAAACUGUAAUGGGAACUAAGCCAUGGUUUGGAUUAGCAUUAUGCCAUUCCAGACGAACCACAAGCUGAAAUCAAUGUCGGGCUUUGGCUGGUGGUUUGCUUGGGUGAGACAAGCCAUGACCUUCGGUUACAUGAUUUCGUCACAGCAGACAGCAAGAUGAAUGAAGUUGCUUUUGACAGAAGAUAAACUGCAGUGGAACAGAAACAGUUCUGUAUGAGAUGGAUACGAGCUGGAACGGAAAAAAAGAUGCAUUUUUACAUCCCUGGUCCAUGCUAUGCCAUACUUUAGUGCUUUGCGUGAACCAGGACAUUAUUAGACAGAAGGACAGUGACGUAGCGUGGGUUGCCAGCAUCUGCAGUCCCGGGGGGAGGGAGGGAAAUGGAUGGAGAGAUGCGCAUGCACAUUCAACUACCGUAUUUUUUGACCAUAACACUCACUAUUUUCCUCCUAGAAAGUAAGGAGAAAUGUCUGUGCGUGUUAUGGAGCGAAUGCCUACGGAUGGCGGGGGGAUCUGCUGCAGUUGUGAGCAGAGGAUCCAUGGUUCCCCUUCCUUCCCUCCUCCGUGGCUCACUUUGAAACAGCAAAGCAGGAGAAGAACCGCUGAGUGGGGAGGAGAGGGACAGAGAGCCUGCUUGCUUUAAAGGAGCAAAGCAGGAGAGGAGAGGAGCCUUCUCCUCUUAUACCCCUCUUCUGCAUUAUUAACAGCAUCCUUCUCCACCCACCCCACGCGUGUUCCUUGUCCCUUGAGUGCUUUUCCUUCCCUCCCCCCCUCACCGCGUGGUUACAAAGCACGGAUCCACAUGGAUCCUCAGGAUUUUUGCAUUGGGCUACCCCAAACUCACCGUCAGAUCACAAGUCUGUGGCCACAGCAUGAACCACAAAAAUCAUACAUCCACUGUUUCGUUUAGAAUAUUUUUUUUCUUGUUUUCCUCCUCUAAAAACUAUGUGCGUGUUAUGGUCGGGUGCGUGUUAAAUACAGUACAUAACAGCGAAAAAUACGGUACAUAACAGCAUCUGCCUCACCCAGGACAUUGCAGCUGCAGAGAGAGGAAAAGAAGAGUCGUUCCAUUGUCUAAAGAGGUCACUUCUUGGUUCACAUGGAGAAGCCAUUUUCAAUGGAGCCCAGUGAAGGAAGUACACAGCUGUAUUGGGGCAGCACUUUUCUCCCGGGGCAACUGCCCUGUGCCUUCACCCACCCCACCCCAUGCUACACCACUGCAUGUAUUUCACCCAAAAUUGAAACCUCAGAACAGUACCCUCAAAACAGAAACACUUGGUUCCAGUGCACAAAAUUUAAAAAGGGGGGAGAGAGGGGUGGUUCCAUUCCAAACUGAGCAAAACACAACGGUGUCCAUUGAAAAGGAUGGCAUUUUGGCCCACUUUGAGAACAGAUCUUGAAUUGCAGCCCUGCUCAUUAAAAAUGGAGUUCAGGUCAAAGUUGUUAACCUUUCCUGGGGAAGGAAAGCCCUGUUUUUUGGGGGGAGGGGGGUUCAGGUCAAAGAUGUUGAGCCUUUUUUAAGGAGGAGGAAAGCCCUGUUUUUAAGGGUUUGGGGGGAGAAAGAGGAACAGCCACUCACCAACAAAUUGCUGGGGAGACAAACAGCCUCACUGAGUAAACUCCGUCUUCCAUUCUGCAGAUUGUGUGACAAUGGAGGGCAGGGCAAGGGGGCGGUAGGGAAAGGGGCCCAGCGAUCGACCGCAAUCUACCAAAACCUCCCAGCAUCUACCAGUAGAUCGCGAUUGACCUGUUGGACAACCCUUCUCUAGUGCAAUUGAAAUAAAGCAACGGGGGGGCUAGCCAUGCCUCUAUUUUAGUGCUGGUAUUUGCUCUCAGGUGUAAAGUAUUGCUGACACCAUUGAUAAAUUGUACUAUUACGUUUCUUUCUAGGGGAAAGGUGACAUGAUAACAUAUUGGCUGGAAGGAAAGAAGUCUAGCGCAACUCAAAAGAAAGCUCUAAGCCCUUCCACAACCUCUCAGACUCUUAACCAAAGUACUUGCAGUAUCAUCCCAGGUGUUAUAUAA